AAAAUCAACACUGCCAAAUUGAUAAAUUAUUAAAAAUAAAAUAGAAACGGAUACAUAAAUUAGAUCUAUUGUGUAUGUGUUAAUCCAUCUUUCUCGAGAAGAAAAAGAGAAAAAACCAUAAAAAUCACACUGAAUCAUCUAAAAAGAUUUCCUUGGAGAAAUGAUAUUCAAAAUAAUAUAGGUAAGCACACACAAAAGUCUAAAACUGCUCUUCCACAUAAAUGUUUGAAUCCAAUAAGCCUCAUGCAAAAAUGAAAAUAUUUUUGCCACUAGUCACGUGGAUAGUGCUACUUUCGAGUACGGCAUAUUCACAACAAUUAUCAUAUAAAACAAAAAAUAGUCGAUUUAGAGGUGAAGUGUUUUUUCUAAAUCUAGAAGAUGGCUACUUUGGCUGCCAAGUUAAUGAGUCAACAGAUUAUUUACAAUUAUACGAAUUAUCGAAAUUAUGCGACGGAAAGCAAGAUUGUUUUCUUGGUUCCGAUGAGCUGAGUAAAGAGCUUAAAUGCACAAAUGACUGUGAUAAAGAUGGCACACAGUGUACGAAUGGUGUGUGUUUAAAUGGCGUCUGCCAUUGCAAUGACGGAUACGGAGGUUGUAAUUGCAACGUUCAAGAUGAGAACGAGUGCAAAUACCGACCGUGUGAUGUCUUUUCGCACUGCACGAACACACUCGGCAGUUUCACAUGUACCUGUUUUCCUGGCUAUCGAGGCGAUGGUCUUCAUUGCGAAGAUAUUGAUGAAUGUCAAGAUCCAUCGAUAGCUGCACGAUGUGUGGAAAAUGCAGAGUGUUGUAAUUUACCAGCACAUUUCUUGUGCAAGUGUAAAGAUGGCUAUGAAGGUGAUGGUGAAGUUCAAUGUACAGAUAUCGAUGAAUGUCGAAAUCCAAAUGCAUGUGGUAAGAACGCCCACUGCAUCAACACACCUGGCAACUUCACGUGUGAAUGUCCCGAGGGAUUCUUGGGCAAUCCCUUCGACGGAUGCGUCGAUGUGGACGAAUGUACAUACCCGAAAGCCUGCGGACCUCGAUCAAUCUGUAGUAACCUGGAAGGCAGUUAUCGCUGCGACUGCCCGCCAGGCUAUUUAGGUGAUGGCCGGUCCGAGACGGGUUGUAUUGAUGAAGACGAAUGUGCCCGUUUGCCAUGCGGUCGCAAUGCCCAAUGUUUAAAUACCGACGGUAGUUAUAAGUGUUCCUGUCCUGAUGGAUAUCAGGGUGAUCCGGCUAUAGGCUGUGAAGACGUCGAUGAAUGCUCUAACAAUCCCUGUGGCUUGGGUGCUGAAUGCGUUAAUUAUGCGGGAGGCUUUGAGUGUCGCUGCUCCGAGGGCUAUACACUUGAGGACAAUGUGGACUGCAUUGAUGUGGAUGAGUGUGCCCGUGAAAAUGCUUGUGGACUUAAUGCUAAGUGCAUUAAUUUCCCUGGCUCUUAUAAAUGCCUUUGUCCGACAGGAUAUCGUGGUCAGGGACAUUUAUACUGUGAAAAUAUUAACGAAUGCCAGGAUAAUCCUUGCGGUGAAAACGCCAUCUGUACUGAUACAAUAGGAAGCUUCGUCUGUACAUGCAAAGCUGAAUACACCGGUGAUCCGUUCCGUGGAUGUGUGGACAUUGACGAAUGUGCAACAUUGGAAAAACCAUGCGGUGAUCAUGCGAUAUGUGAGAAUGCCUCACCAGGAUACAAUUGUCGUUGCCCACAAGGUUUCGAUGGUAAACCAGAUCCAAAGAUCGCUUGUGAACAAGUCGAUGUGAAUAUCCUGUGCCGAUCGAACUUUGACUGUACAAAUAAUGCUGAAUGUAUAGAAAAUCAAUGUUUCUGUUUAGACGGAUUUGAGGCGAAGGGAUCGAGUUGUGUUGAUGUUGAUGAGUGUCGAGCUCAUACUGAUGCUUGUGGUCAACGUGCUCAAUGUGUCAAUACAGUCGGUUCAUAUCGAUGUGAAUGCAAUGCUGGUUAUGUUGGACAGCCACCAAAAGUAGCCUGCAAGGAACCAUGUGAGGAUGUACGUUGUGGGGAACAUGCUUAUUGUAAGCCAGAUGGCUCAGAAGCUUAUUGUAUAUGUGAGGAAGGCUGGACCUUUAAUCCUCAAGAUAUCUCAGCUGGUUGUGUGGAUAUUGAUGAAUGUGAUUCAGGAAUUGGACCUUCGGGUCGAUGCGGAACAAAUGCAACCUGUACAAAUACUCCUGGUGCUUUCAGUUGUUCAUGUCCACCAGGAUUUUCGGGAGAUCCAAACACCAAAUGUGUCGAUGUCGAUGAGUGUGCUCGAGGAAAUACAUGUGGAGUUGGAGCUCUUUGCUUGAAUGUUGAAGGUGGAUACACAUGUAAGUGUCCUGAGGGAUCAAUCGCUGAUCCAGAUCCAACUGUACGUUGUGUGAAUAUCGUUACGUGUAAAUCGAAUGAUGACUGUCCUGGUAAUGGUAUCUGUGAUGACGAACAGAGAUGUCUGUGUCCAGAGCCAAAUGUAGGCAAUAAUUGUAGACAUCCUUGCGAGGCUUUGAAUUGCGGUGCUCAUGCCCAUUGUAUGUUGGUUAACGGAAACGCCCAAUGUUUAUGUGCUGAGGGCUACACUGGGGCACCAAAUACUCCAGGAGGUUGUAACGAUAUCGAUGAAUGCAAAGGAAAUCCCUGUCAAGCAGGAGCUGUAUGCACAAACACAGCUGGGGGAUAUUUGUGCCAAUGUCCUGGAGGAUCAACUGGCGAUCCAUAUCGUGAUGGAUGCAAGAUUACCGAAGUUCCUCUAAGCUGCUCAGAUUCAAAUCCAUGCUCGCCAGGAGAGAGUUGCGUGCUUGAUACCUACACUGGAAACGGUGUUUGUAUCUGUCGCCAAGGUUAUGAAAGAGAUUCACAAACUGGUCAAUGCAGGGAUGUUGAUGAGUGCUCACCGUCAAGAAGCAAACCUGCUUGUGGAGUAAAUGCCAUCUGUAAAAAUUUACCAGGCAGUUAUGAAUGUCGUUGCCCACAGGGCUUCAAUGGAAAUCCAUUCCAAGUGUGCGAUGAAUGUCAUACUCCAGAGUGUCAAUGUCAAACUCCAUACAAACUGGUUGGAAAUAGUUGUGUCUUAGCUGGUUGCUCGAAUGGUGAAAAAUGUCCCAAAGGCUCUGAAUGCAUCAGCAUUGCAGGAGGUGUAAGCUAUUGCGCAUGUCCCAAAGGCUUCAGAACUCUUGGAGAUGGAACUUGCAUUGAUGUCAAUGAGUGUACUGAACGCCAGCAAAUUUGUGCCUAUGGAGCUGAAUGCAUUAAUAAUGAAGGAAGUUUCACUUGUAUAUGCCCUGAGGGUUAUCAAGGUGAUCCCUACAAUGGACUUUGUUCACCAGCUCAAAGAAAGUGCUCAGCUGAUCGAGAAUGUGGAACGAAUGAAAAAUGUGUACAACCAGGAGAAUGUGUAUGUCCACCUCCGUUCUUCUUGGAUCCAUCAGAUGAAAAUAAAUGCAAGAGUCCAUGCGAACGUUUCCCAUGUGGAAUCAAUGCCAAAUGUACACCAACAGAUCCACCACAGUGCAUGUGUGAAGUUGGAUACAAGGGUGAUCCAUUGCAAGGAUGUGUCGAUGAAGACGAAUGUGCAAAGACUCCAUGUGCCUAUGGAGCUUACUGUGCAAACAAGAAGGGAGGAUAUCAAUGUGUUUGCCCGAAGGGCUUGACCGGUGAUCCUUACAAGAGUGGAUGCAUCCUUGAAGAAGGGUCAGUAAAGAGCACAUGCAAUGUCAAUGAAGAUUGUGCCGAUAAUUUAGCCUGUGAUCAUGGCAGCUGUGUAAGUCCUUGCACCAGUUUACUUUGUGGUCCAAAUGCAUUCUGCGAACCGGAAAGUCAUGCUGGAUGGUGUAGAUGCCGUGUGGGUUAUUUCGAAAGCCCCAGCGGUGAAUGUGUGUCACAAUGCAAGGGAAUUAUAUGUGGCGAAGGAGCACAGUGUAUACCAACAUCAGAGGGACCAACUUGUAAGUGUCCUCAAGGUUACUUGGGAAAUCCAUUCCCAGGAGGAAACUGUUAUACUGAUCAAUGUUCAGCCACAAGGCCAUGUAGUGAUCCACAAGUUUGUAUCAAUGGAAGAUGCAAAGAGCGAUGCGAGAAAGUUGUAUGUGGAAUCGGAGCUACAUGUGACAAGACAAGUGGAAAGUGUGUCUGUGAGGCCAAUUUCGUUGGAAACCCAGACCUUGUUUGCAUGCCACCAGUUUCAUAUGCUAAAUGUGAACCAGAUUGUGGAGAGAAUGCUCAUUGUGAAUACGGAUAUGGAGCCAGCUAUUGUGCCUGUAAUCCAGGAACCAGUGGAAAUCCUUAUGAAGGCUGUGGAGCACAAAAGAAGAGCACAUGUGGCCCAGAUAGCUGUGGUUCCAAUGCUGAAUGCCGUUCAGAUGGAUCUAGAAUUGUGUGUGAAUGUCCACCAGGCUUUACCGGAAACGGCUAUAUUGGAUGCCAUGACGUUGACGAAUGUUUGAAUAAACCAUGUGGCCAGAAUGCCGUAUGCUUAAAUGCUCCAGGAAGUUUUGACUGCUUAUGCAUGUCCGGGUUUGCUGGAGAUCCAUUCAGCAGUUGCCAACGUGUUGACACAACUUUCUGCUCACAAGCUUCAGGCUGCAAAUGCGGACCAAAUAUGGAAUGCCCAGAUGGCUUUAGCUGUGAUCAAGGGAAAUGUAAAGAUUUAUGUACCAAAGCAGCAUGCGGCCCAAGAGCUGCCUGCAAUGAAGGACAAUGUCUUUGUCCGCUUGGGUACCAAGGAGAUCCCUAUGAUAAACAAAAUGGAUGCACAAUUCGAGGACAGUGUAAUAAUGACGCAGAUUGUAAGCAAUCCGAAAUUUGCUUCCAACUUGGACGGGGCCUGCGGAAAUGUGUUGACGGGUGUAGUAAAAUUCAGUGCGGGCCAAAUGCCUUAUGUGUUUCAGAUGAUCACCGAUCAACCUGUAUAUGUUCUGAUGGUUACUUCGGAAAUCCCAGCAAUCUGCAAGUUGGAUGUCAGCCAGAGCGUAGUAUUCCACCCAAGGAAGACGAAGAUCUCUGCAAAACCGAUCGCGAUUGUGAAAACGGAUUUGUUUGCAAUACAGAACCAUCUGGUAAAAUGUCCUGCGUACAUCUUUGUUCCACCGUCAUAUGUGGAACAAAUGAAUUAUGUCAAAUUGAUGGUAGUGGUCAUCCUGUGUGUAGUUGUCGAGAUAGUUUUACUUGGAAUCCUGUUUCUUCGUCUUGUGAGAAACCGUCGAUUCCGGAUUGCACAAACGAUGCGGAAUGUCAAUCGAAUGCCGCUUGUAGACAGGAUGUCCUUGGUGUGCUCAAGUGUGUUUCAAUAUGCUCUGAAUUUACAUGUCCUGCCAAUUCUGUUUGUGUAGCUAGUGAUCAUCAAGGUAGGUGUGAAUGUUUGCAAGGAUUUGUUGGAAAUCCAAACGAUCGUAAUGGAUGUCAACCUGUGCAGAAGAAUCAAUGUCGAACAAAUGCUGAAUGUUCUGAAUCAGAUGCUUGUGUCAGAACGGGAUCGUCUGACAUUUUGUCAUGUAAGCCAGCUUGUGACAGUGUUCAGUGUGGUCCAAAGGCUAUUUGUAUUACCAACAAUCAUUUGGCUCAGUGUCAAUGCCCACCAGGUCCAUUUGCAGGUGAUCCAUAUGAUCCUUAUCAAGGAUGUAGGAGUGUCCCAUGUGUGUAUAACAUCGAUUGUCCAGCAACUCAACUUUGCAACCGCUUGACUCACACCUGUUACGAUGUGUGCGAUGAAGAGUCAUGUGGUGAAAAUGCCAUUUGCAUUGCUGACGAUCACCGUGCCAUAUGUCAAUGUCCACCUGGAUACAAGGGAAAUCCACUGCCAGAAGUAGAAUGUGUUUCAGUAGGUGGAUGCUCACCAGGAACCUGUCAUCCAACAGCAAUUUGUGAGGUAUCACCAAGUGGACCAGUCUGCCGUUGUCCCACAAACUUUGUAGGAGAACCAACAAAAACUGGAUGCCGCCCAGAGGGACAAUGUCCCAACGGAGAUGCUGACUGUCCAGCAAACUCAAUUUGUGCUGGUGGAAGAUGUAUCGAUCCAUGUGAAAAUGCAUGUGGAGUUAAUUCGGAUUGCAAAGUUAUCAAUCGUAAGGCUGUUUGCACAUGUCCUGUCAAGUUCCAACCGAUCGGUGAAUCUGCCAGGGAUGGUUGUACAAGAUCUGUCUCCAAGUGUCAAAGUGACAUCGACUGCGGUGGAGCUGUAUGUUACAAUGGUCAAUGCCGUGUAGCUUGCCGAAACUCCAACGACUGUUCAGUCGGAGAGAAAUGUCUACAAAGCACUUGCGUUGUACCUUGUUUGGAUCAUAGCCAAUGUGCUAGUGGACUUGCCUGCCUCGAUGGAAUUUGCUCCAUUGGAUGCCGAUCAAACAAAGACUGUGGAAAUGAAAAGUCAUGCAUCAACAACAAAUGUGCUAAUCCAUGUCAAACAGGUGGAGUUUGUGGACCAAAUGCUCUAUGCAACAUGCAUGACCAUCGAAGCUCGUGUACAUGUCCAGAAGGUUUCGAAGGCAACCCUACACCAGAUCAGGGAUGCGUUCGUGUACCAUCGCAAUGUCAAGCAACUAACCAAUGUCCAACAGGACACAUGUGCAUCGGAAAUCAAUGUAACCUGCCAUGUCAGAAGACAUCGGCUUGUGCCAUUGGUGAACGUUGCUACAACAAUGUUUGUGCCAAGGUCUGUUACACUAGUAACAAUUGUCUGCCAGGUGAAAUUUGUAACAAUGACGGAACCUGUCAGCCAGGAUGUGAUUCCGAUGCUGACUGUCCACCAACUGAGCUCUGUCUCACUGGAAAAUGCAAGUGCGCAACAGGAUUUAUCGGAACACCAUUCGGUUGUGCUGAUAUUGAUGAAUGCACAGACAAUCCAUGCCACAAGACAUCUCGCUGUGAGAACCUUCCUGGAUCAUACCGUUGCGUGUGUCCAGAAGGCACAGUUGGUGAUGGAUACAGCCGAGAAGGAUGUGCUAAGCCGAAGGAAUGUUAUAAGAACGGCGAUUGUGCAGAAAGCUUAGCUUGUGUCGAUGGUAAAUGUACUGACCCAUGCUUGACAACAAUUUGUGGUCCGAAAGCAGUUUGCCAUAGUAACCAACAAAUAGGAAACUGUGAGUGUCCAGUUGGACAUCUCGGAGAUCCAUACGAUACAUCUGUGGGAUGCUUCAAGGUCGAAUGUGUGACUAGUGAUGACUGUGCUCAAGAAAAGAGCUGCGAUACUGAAACAAAUCGCUGUGUGAAUCCCUGCGAUGCAACUAAUUGCGGCAAGGGAACUUGUCGUGUGCUCGACCAUCAAGCUUUAUGCUCCUGCCAUGAAGGAUACCAAAUUCAUAAUGGCGGCUCAACUUGUGAAGAUGUUGAUGAAUGCUUGGUUAAUCCCUGCCAUCAUACAGCUUUCUGUCAAAAUCUACCUGGCAGUUUUAGUUGCUCAUGUCCCGAAGGACUUAUUGGCGAUCCUAUUCAUACAGGCUGCCGAGAUCCAAAUGAAUGUCUUACCGAUGCUGACUGUCCCAAUUCAGCAAGCUGUCAAAAUCAACGUUGCAAGAAUCCUUGUGAACGAACUGAUGCAUGUGGAAAGAAUGCCAAUUGCAUUGCUCGUGCACAUGCUGCUGUGUGCUCAUGUGGAUCAAACUUUAGGGGUGAUCCAAGCGUCGAAUGUGUUCAAAUUGAGUGUUCAGAGAAUGAAGACUGUGCUAGCGAAAAAACCUGCCUGGACGCCAAAUGCGUCGAUCCAUGUUCACUGCCAAAUGCAUGUGGUCUCCAAGCUCAAUGUGUCGCUCAAAAUCAUAUUGGAGUGUGCACUUGUGACAUCGGAAAAACUGGAAAUCCACAACUUGGAUGUGUUCCACUUCAGUACUGUAGUGCCGAUUCACAAUGUCCAUCGGGAACUAUCUGUAACAAUGGACUUUGCAACUCAUUAUGUACCACCAACCGAGAUUGUAUAUCCGAUCAGUUAUGUAUCCAGGGAGUCUGUCAGCCAACUUGUAAAUCCAACUCAAGCUGUCCCGAAUUCCAGUUUUGCAACAAUAACAUUUGCACAAAGGAAGUUCUGUGUCGCACAGACGAUGACUGUGCCAUCAAUGAAAAUUGCAUUCUGGAUAACUUUGGAAGAGCCAACUGUCAAGAUGUUUGUAUUGGCCGUGCUAUUUGCGGUCGCAAUGCAGAGUGUACAGCUCGUUCACAUAACGCCGAUUGUGAAUGUAAGGAAGGAUUCUUCGGAGAUCCGAAAUCAGGUUGUAGAAAGAUUGAAUGUAGUUCUGACAAUGAUUGUUCAAAUGACAAAACAUGUGACAACCAUAUGUGUAAGAUUGCUUGUCUGAUUGGGCAACCUUGCGGAGAUAACGCCCUCUGUACGACUGAAAAUCAUAAACAAGUUUGUCACUGUCAACCAGGUUUCACCGGAGAUCCAACAGUUCGCUGCGAUGUUGUCGACUACUGUAAGGAUGCCCCGUGUGGACCUGGAGCUAGAUGUAGGAACUCUAGGGGUUCGUUCAAAUGUACCUGUCCAAUCGGACUUGUUGGUGAUCCAUACAAUGAAGGCUGUCGAACAGCUGUUGAAUGUCAAACCAAUGAGGACUGUCCACCAGCUGCUGAAUGUAGAACUCUAAAUGGAGUUCCUAAAUGUCGUGAUGUCUGCGAGAAUUCCAAAUGUGGUCCUAACGCUGAAUGUGUCCCUAAAGGUCAUGUUGCAAACUGUCUUUGUCGAAAUGGCUACGAUGGCCAACCAUCUGAUCUUGUUCUAGGUUGCCAACCCUUGCCAACACCCUGUCAAGUAACCAGUGACUGUCCAGCUAAUACCUAUUGCUCGGAGAGCAUUUGUAAACCUGCAUGUAUUUUGGAUACCGAAUGUGGAUCCUCAGAGAUAUGUCAAGGUGGUCAAUGUUUGAAUCCAUGUGAUCAACCACAAGCUUGUGGAAUGAAUGCUGAUUGUCAAAUGGGUGUACAUUUGAAACAGUGUUCAUGUCCAGCUGGAUUUACUGGAAAUCCAGAUGUAGAAUGUGUUAGAAUACCAGUUGCUUGCUCAAAUGACCAAGAAUGUGGACCGAAUUACACGUGCAGGGAUUCAAUGUGUUUGCCAUCGUGUGCUGUCGAUCAAGAUUGUGCGCUGAAUGAGAAAUGUCUUAAUGGAAACUGCAUGCUUACAUGCCGUGUUGAUAACGAUUGUUUCUUGGGACAUGUUUGCCUGCACAACAAAUGCGUCUUCGGAUGUCAUGUCGAUGACGAUUGUAGUGCAUCUGAAUCCUGCCGAAAUGACAAAUGCGUCAAUCCUUGCCAUGAAAAUCCCUGCGGUCCAAAUGCUGCUUGUACAGUUUCAAAUCAUCGUGCCUCGUGUACUUGUCUCGAAGGAAUGGUACCAAAUCCAACACCAAAGGUUGGUUGUGUUCGAACACCAGCUGUUGGUUGUACCGAAAACCGAGAUUGUGCUGUUGGUUUGGCCUGUUUCGAAUCACUUUGCCGACCACUUUGCGCUGAUGAUGGUGGCUGUUUGGCCAAUGAACGAUGCUCAAAUGGAGUUUGUAAACCACUUUGCCGACGCGAUGACGAUUGUAGAAAUAGUGAAGUUUGUUUGGGACAAAUGUGCGUCGCCGGAUGUCGAUCAGAUCAGGGAUGUCCUGAUAAUUUGGUUUGCGAGGGACAACAGUGUGUCGAUCCAUGUGACAAUCCAACUGCAUGUGGAACAAAUGCUGAAUGUACUGUUCAAAAUCAUAAGAAACUGUGUACUUGUCCAAAUGAACUGGUCGGUAAUGCAGAUGUUGCUUGCAAAGCUCCAGAAAAUGUAUGUUCCACAAACGAAAACUGCCCACCUUCACAUCUAUGUUAUGGAGGUGUGUGCCAGAGGAAAUGCAGGAAUGACCAGAACUGUCUCAGCGAUGAGAGAUGUAUGCGAGGAAUGUGUCAAACUGUAUGCAAUACAGAUUCAGCAUGUUCAUUGGGACAGAUUUGUGAGAAUCGGGUUUGCCAAAUUGGUUGCCGUAACGAUCUUACCUGCCCAAGUGAUAUGUCAUGUGUUAACAAGAAAUGCAAGAAUCCAUGUGAAGCAAACGGGCAAUGUGGACACUGUGCCACUUGCUUGGUGGUCAACCAUAGCGUUCAGUGCAGCUGUCCCAAUGGAUUUACCGGAGAUGGCCUUACCGGCUGUCUUAUGCCACCACAACGAUGCAAUCCAGGAUGUGAAUGCGAUGAAUCAAAUACAUACUGCGCUCCAAAAUGUAUCCGCAACGAUGAUUGCCAGUGUGGACAGAUGUGCUCGAGAGGAAGAUGCCGUCAAAAGUGCGGUCCCGGAAAACCAUGUCCACUUGGCCAAUUGUGCGAACGAGGAUCAUGCUUGUCGGGAUGCAAAGUCAAUAGCGAUUGCACCACCGAUCAAGUCUGCACAAAGAACCAAUGUGUCAAUCCAUGCACCAAACCAGGAGCUUGUGGAGAGAAUGCUCUGUGUACAGUCUCCGAUCAUCAUGUUCUCUGCUACUGUCCCGAUGGAUUUGAAGGAGAACCAAGUAAGAAAUGCGUUCAAUUUGAAUGUCAUACCGACACCGAUUGUGAAUCGAACAAACGAUGUGAUGAUGGCAAAUGCCGCAAUCCAUGCUUGGAAUAUGGAGCUUGUGGAAUCAAUGCACAGUGUAGAGUUGUAAAUCGUCGUCCACAAUGCUCAUGUCCACCAGAUUUCUUUGGAAAUCCUCAAAUUGAAUGCCAAUCGUUGACCGGAGUUGGAUGUGCAACCAAUCCAUGUGGAGAGAAUUCAAAAUGCAGGGAUGUUCCCGGUGGAUUUGAGUGCUCAUGCAUGGACGGUUGUAUGGGAGAUGCAACAAAGGGGUGCGUUUGUGGAGAAACUCAAGUCAAUGUUUGUCAUGAUCAACCUUGUGGUUUGAAUGCUGCAUGUCGUGUGGCAGAACAUAAUGAACCACAAUGUUACUGUCCAGAAGACUUCCCUAAUGGAGAUGCAUAUGUUCAAUGUUACCUUACACCACCAAAAGAAGACUGUCGUACAAAUGGUUGCAAUGUUGGCGAAUGUGUUCGUCAAGGAUAUGAUUAUAUUUGCAAACAAGACACCGAACAAUGCCAGUCUGACAAGGAUUGUCCAAGCGAGAAGGCAUGCUUACAAGGACAUUGCACCGAUCCAUGUGCAAUGCGUGGUGCAUGCGGCGCAAACGCACUCUGCAAAACCGUCUUCCAUCGACCGCGUUGUUCCUGUCCAAAUUGUUUUAUUGGUCGACCUGAAGUCGAAUGCAAGCCAGAUCCUAAGUGUACCGAUCUAACAACAACAACACCAAGAGAUCCAACUCUUCAAGUUGCAUGCUCAAAUGAUCAAGACUGCCCUGAAAAUCUUCAGUGCAGUCCCUAUGGCCAAUGUACUGAUCCAUGUCAAAGCCCAUCGUUCUCAUGUGAAGGCAAUAAGAAGUGUGAAACUAGACGUCAUCGACCUGUUUGUGUAUGCAAGUCGGGCUUUAUUGUCAACGAAUAUGGAGAGUUGACAUGUGCCCCAGAAAAGCGUGAAUGCUAUCGCGAUGAUGAUUGUGCAUCAAACAUGGCCUGUACAGAGGGUAAAUGUCGAAACCCAUGUAUUGUUCCAGUUGGCCGCCAAGCGGUGUGUAGCGAAAACAAAUCAUGUCAGGUACAAGAUCAUAGACCUGUUUGUAUAUGCAUGAAAGACUGUCAACCAUCGAUAUCGAUAUGCUUGCGAGAUACUGGCUGCCCAACGGGCUUGGCAUGUAGAAAUUAUCAAUGUGUAAAUCCGUGUGAUUUUGCACAGUGCGCCGCCAAUUCACCAUGCAUUGUGGAGGAUCAUAAGCCAAUCUGUAAAUUCUGCCCACCUGGAUUUAUUGCUGAUGCCCGGAAUGGAUGUCAAAAAGAAAUCGGUUGCACGUCUAGCAAUGAUUGCCCUUCGCAAAGGGCUUGUGUUAAUGCAUUGUGCGUGGAUCCAUGCUCAUAUGCAAAUCCAUGCGCUAAAGAUCAAGAAUGUCAAGUCAAACAACAUCAUCCAGUGUGUGUUAAAGUUUGUGAAUGUCAAAGAAGUUCAGAUUGUCGAGGAGACGCUCAAUGCGAUGGAUGUCACUGCUUGCAACAACCUGGAGUCACAACAGGUUGUGAACACUGUCCAUAUGGAACAACAUGCGACCCAACAACUGGUGCUUGCAUCAAAGCAAAUAUAACAACCACUACUACUUCUACUACCACUACCAAUUUAACUGAUGUAACAAGUACAACUACUGCCACUGCUACUACCACCAUAACAUAUGACACUACCCCUAAACCAAAACCUAUCGAUAGGAGUGGUUUUACUACUGAUACUACUAACAUAGAUUAUGAGUCAACAACAACAUCACCAACAACAACUAUGCCACAGCAGACAACGACAACUGGCAUCGAUUAUACUGAAGAUCAUAUAGUUUCAUCGACGGUUCUCUCAAUGGUUGAAGAGGUCUCAACAACCUUAGGUCUAACAAAACCACCAAGGAUUUCAACAACCACAAGUUCAACAGUUGGUGAGAUAACAACUCCCAAGUUGGUAACAGAAUAUCCGCCAAUUGACUCGUUAACUACGACAGAAGAAUCUAUAACCUCGACUAAGAAUCUCACCACGACUGGGGCUCCUACGGAAUCAGGAGUUGAUACUAGUACAAAAACUGGUCCUCCUAAAAGCUAUCGCGAUGGAGAGAAUAACAUCACUGGAACUACUUAUACAACAACUGAGAGUGGUUUUGAAGGAUCAAGCACAACAGUAUCUACUCAGUCUACAAGGGGAGAAGAUGAUUUGACAGGAAGAAUAAGUACUUCCACAAGCAGAAUUAUACCCACCACUCGAGGUGAGAAAGAUACAAUUACAACUGAAAAACCUGUCGAAAGAAUAACUGAACCAAUUGAGCCCAUCACUAUAAGUGGAUUCAAAACGACAUUGAGCCCAACAAGUUCUACAACGGAAACUCAAACCGAAACUGAAACAACACUUGGAGUGGAAUCAACAACACAAGCUGGAAUCACUUCGACUAGUUUCGAAGAGAGAACAACAAUAGGUUCCACAGCUAAAACUGAAGCUCCAACAAGUUCCACUAUGGAAACAAGAACUGAAACAACAGUAAGUGUUAAGGAAACUGAUACAACACUUGAAGUUGAACCAACAACACCAGCUGGAACCACCUCAACUAGUUUUGAGGAGAGAACAACAGUAGGUUCCACAACUUCAGCAAUAGGUUCCACAACCACUACUGAAGGAGUUGGGCUUGAUAUAACCACAACACAAACUCCCUCGACGGUUUCCGAUCAUACUCCAGGGUUUGUAGAAAAUACCAAACGACCAUCAACACGUGGUGACACCUCACUUGAGGUGGAUUAUGAUAAUUUCACCACAAUUAUGUUUAAGAAUUUAACAACUACCGAGAAAUAUGAUACUACAUUAUCUGUGAUAAAUGAUACAACCACUCCCACAAGAGAAACUACAAUGGGCGUUGGACUUGAUAUAGUCACCACAUCGUCGUCCAUAACACCACCGACAGAUGGUGAAACAAAAUCAACAGGCACAGGUGUUGAAACACCAACAACACCCUCAAUCAUUGGAAAAACUAUAACCACCGAAGAAUAUGGUACAACACCACCUGUUGAUGUUGACAUAACCCCGCCUCCGAGAAAAACAACAACUGGUGUGGGUAUAGAUAUAAUAACUACAUCGUCUAUGAUACCAACAACAGGUGCAGGUGGUGAAACUAGAUCAGCCACAGACAUUGAAACACCAACAACACCAACAUUCUUCACAACAACUACAACUUCUGAUGAAGAUUUAUUGAAAACAACUUUGAUGACAACAACUGUUGGUGAUGUGGUUGGAGGAAAGGUUUGUGUCAACAAUACAAAUUGUGGUGUUAAGGAAAUUUGCGUAGCAGGUCGUUGUCGUGUUGUUUGUGAAUCGCAAACUGAUGAUGAUGAUGAUAAUAUUGAUUGUGUUACAGAAUCACCUGGCAAUGCAAAAAUACCUGGACCAUGUCAAUCGAAUAACGAUUGCAUUGAUAAUGAGGCAUGUUAUAUGGGUAUGUGUCAAAAUCCAUGUGAUUUUGCUGAAGUUUGUGCACCGACUGCCAAAUGUGUUGCUAAAAUGCAUCGCCCCAUAUGUUCGUGUCCAAAAGAACAUGAAGGAAAUCCAACAAUCAAAUGUACUCCAUUGGGAACAAUUGAAUGCACUCGUAAUGAAGAUUGUGGCAUAACAGAGGCUUGUAUUGGUGAGAAAUGCCAACAUCCUUGUGAUGUGCAUAAUCCUUGUGCCCUAAAUGCGAUCUGUAUAAAUACAAAUCAUGGUUCCGACUGCAGUUGUGAAGAUGGCUACCAGGGCAACGGUUUUGGUGGAUGUCAACCAGCUCAAGAUCAUAGAUCGGUUUGUCAGUACAAUGAAGAUUGUCCACCGGAUAAGCUUUGUGAUCGAUUGAAUCGACAGUGUGUCAACCCAUGUUUGGAGGAUUCUUGCGGAGAAAAUGCCGAAUGUAUUCCGGCAAAUCAUGGAAUCGAAUGUCACUGUUUCAGUGGAUUCGUUGGAAACGCAUAUGUUGAAUGCCAACGAGUUCAAGGAUGCCGUGCCGAUUCGGAGUGUGAUUCGAAUGAGGCUUGUGUAAAUGGAAAAUGUUCAUCACCAUGCAGAUGUGGUUUGAAUGCCCUCUGUGAUGUGGUCAAUCAUCAAGGUGUAUGUAAAUGCCCGCCUGGAUAUGGUGGAAAUCCUGAAAUUAGCUGUAAUCCUCCAACCAAUCCAUGUGAACCAAAUCCAUGUGGAGUUAAUGCUCUGUGCGAGCUUGAUCGGGGUAACCCUAUUUGCUUCUGUCCCAAGGGUUUGACAGGAAAUCCUUUCAAGAAUUGCAUUCCUGAAGGAGAUGAAUGUUCACCGAACCCAUGUGGACCGAACAGUGGAUGUCGUGUUGUCUCGAAUUCGCCAAUUUGUUUCUGCCUGCCAGAGUAUGAAGGUGAACCACCAAGUGUGCCAUGUGCACUGCCAACCAAUCCAUGUGAUCCAUCACCAUGCGGACCAAACACUCAGUGUACAGUUCUCAGUAAUGGAUUCUCCAAGUGCACAUGCUUACCGAAUUAUGUAGAAAGUCCAAAUACAAUCCGAGGAUGUGUAGCACCUGUCAAUCCAUGCGAUCCAAAUCCAUGUGGACAAGGAGCAGUAUGUGAUUCUGGACGUGAUCCAGUUUGCUUCUGCCCAGACAACAAGGUUGGCAAUCCCUUCAAACUUUGUCAAGAACCAACCGUGACUGUAGAGUUAUGCCGUCCUGGUCCAUGUGGAAGGAAUGCCGAUUGUUAUGUCGUUGGAAACAGGGAACAAUGUUACUGUAGCGCUGGAUUUAUUGGUGAUCCAUACAGUGGAUGUCGCGAACCAACACGUAGUGCUUGUGAGCCAAACCCAUGCGGACCAAAUGCCAUCUGUUCGAUGCGGGACGCAAACGAUCUAAUUUGUACUUGUCCUCAGGGUCUUGUCGGUGAUCCAGCAAGUCCUGAAGGAUGUCAACGAUAUGAAUGCCAAGUUGAUAGUGACUGUGCCAAUGAUAGAGCCUGUAUGGGCUUCAAAUGUUACGAUCCAUGUCCAGGAGCUUGUGGUGUACAAGCAAAUUGCCGUGUGGAAGAACAUCAUCCAGUUUGUACAUGCAAUCCAGGUUUAACUGGAAAUCCAGGAAUUCGCUGCUUCUCACAGGAUACACCAAAGACAUCUAGUAAGAAUCCAUGUCUGCCAAGUCCAUGUGGACUUAACACCGAAUGCAAGGUUAUGAAUAACCGUGCUGUCUGCUCAUGUUUACCAGAAUAUCUGGGCGAUCCACAAAGUGGAUGUCGACCAGAAUGUGUUAUCAAUUCAGAUUGUGGACCAACAAAUGCCUGUAUUGACAGGAAGUGUGUGGACCCAUGUUCGACAAGUGUGUGCGGUAUUAAUGCUUUGUGUAAGGUCAUCCAGCACACACCAACUUGUGCUUGUAUCGAGGGAUAUGUGGGAGAUUCGUUCUUGCAAUGUAUCCCAGUUCUAAAGAAUGUUACCCGUGAUCCUUGUAAUCCAUCACCAUGUGGACCAAGUGAUGUUUGCACAGUUUAUGGAGAUGGAGUCGCACUAUGCGAUCCAUGUUUUGGACCAGAUGCUAUUUAUAAUCCACGUUGUCGCCCAGAAUGUUUGUCCAACUCGGAUUGUCCAUUUGAUAAGGCUUGUGUCAAUCAAAAUUGCUUAGACCCUUGCCCAGGAUCUUGUGGUCACAAUGCACUCUGUUAUGUGUAUGAACAUAGACCAGUUUGUUCAUGCCCACAGGGUCUUUUUGGAAAUCCUUAUGAACAUUGUUCGGCACCAUCACCAGUUUAUCCUUCAAAGGAGGAAACUUGCAAUACUAUCAGAUGUGGUGCCAAUGCUGAUUGUAAGCGUGGUAAAGGAGGUUUGGCAUGUGUUUGUAAGAAGGGAUACUUUGGCGAUCCUCUUGUUGGUUGUCGACCCGAAUGUGUUCUUAAUUCGGACUGUAGUAUGGAUAAGUCAUGUGUUAAUACUCGUUGUGUUGACUCUUGUAUUGGAGUUUGUGGAAUCCAUGCAAAUUGUCGGGUUGUUAAUCAUGCUCCGGUGUGUGUUUGUAAAGAAGGUUAUGCCGGUGAUGCUUUUACAGCCUGUCAUCCAUUCUACCUACCACCAACCGAUAAGAAGGCACCAGUUAAUCCAUGUGAACCAUCACCUUGCGGACCGAACAGUCGUUGCUUUAGCACACCAGAAGGGUAUGCAGCUUGUUCUUGUCUGCCAGGUUACAGAGGUGCCCCACCAGUUUGUCAAGCUGAAUGCGUUGUCAGUUCAGAGUGUCCUCUCAACAAGGCUUGCAUCAAUCAAAAAUGUACAGACCCAUGUCCAGGAACAUGUGGAAUUGGAGCUCGUUGUGAAGUUCUAAAUCAUAACCCAGUUUGUGGCUGUGAAUCAGGCUUUGAAGGCGAUCCAUUUGUAUCAUGUUCACGAAUUCCAGCACCAACUGAAGUUGGACCAACAAAACGUCCCACAAAUCCAUGUUUGCCAUCGCCAUGUGGACCGAACUCAAUUUGUCAAGUCAAACAAGGACGACCAGUUUGCUCGUGUGUUGCCAAUUAUAUUGGAAGCCCACCUUACUGCCGACCAGAGUGUGCACUGAACAGUGAAUGUCCUUUGGACAAGGCUUGUAUUCAAGAGAAAUGCCGUAAUCCAUGUGAAAAUACUUGUGGACUUAAUGCACGUUGUACAGUUAUAUCACACUCAGCUCAUUGUAGCUGUGAUGAAGGCUAUGAAGGUGACGCCUUUGUUGGAUGCUCACCAACUCCAGAAAAACCACGAGAUAGAAUUGAUCCAUGCUAUCCAAGUCCAUGCGGUGAGAACGCAGUUUGUUCUGAACGUGAUGGAGCAUAUCGUUGUUCAUGUAUUGAUCCAUACAUUGGAGAUCCCUACACCACAGGAUGUCGUCCAGAAUGUGUCUAUAACUCGGAAUGUUCAUCGGGACUGGCAUGCAUUAAGCAACAUUGUCGCGAUCCUUGUGUUGGCAAUUGUGGAACCAAUGCCGAAUGCUCGGUGGUGAACCAUGUUCCAGCAUGUAGCUGUCUACGAGGUUAUGAAGGAGAUCCAUUCACCGGUUGCAAACGGGAGCCAACACAUAUAGGUCCUGUGAGUCCAUGUGAACCAUCACCAUGUGGACCAAACAGCUUGUGCCGUGUGAUCGAUGGUCGUCCAACAUGUUCAUGCCAAGUAGGUUACUCCGGAUCACCACCAACAUGCCGUCCAGAAUGUGUUGUUAGUGCUGAAUGUAACCAAAACAUGGCAUGCAUCAAUCAGAAAUGUGUCGAUCCAUGCGCUGGUACUUGUGGAUUCAAUGCCAAUUGUCAAGUUGUCAAUCAUAAUCCGAUUUGCUCAUGUCCAAAAGACUUUGUUGGAGAUCCGUUUGAACAGUGCGUUCGAAAACCAAUUGAACCAGCACCAAAGGUCAAUCCAUGCAUUCCAAGCCCAUGUGGACCGAACGCUGAGUGCCGUGAAAUGGAUAGCCGUGCUGUCUGUACAUGUUCGACUGGCAUGUUUGGUGCACCACCAAAUUGCCGACCUGAAUGUGUUAUCCAUCAAGACUGCCCAUCGAAUCGAGCUUGUAUUCGUCAACGAUGUGAAGAUCCAUGUAUUGGAGCUUGCGGCUUUAAUGCCGUAUGCAGUUCACAAAAUCAUAAACCUAUUUGCUCUUGUAUUGAGGGUCACGAAGGUGAUCCUUAUGCUGGUUGCAAUAUGCGUCAAGUGGUGCGAGAUAUUGUAGAUCCGUGUCAUCCAUCGCCAUGCGGAUCAAAUGCUAUUUGUAGAGAACGAAAUGGUGCUGGUUCAUGUACUUGCAUGCAAAAUUACUUUGGUGAUCCUUAUUUGAACUGCCGUCCGGAAUGUGUCCAAAAUUCCGAUUGCCCUCGCCACAAAUCUUGUGGAAAUAUGAAAUGUGUGGAUCCGUGUGUAGAUUUGUGUGGCAUUAAUUCAGAAUGUCGUGUAAACAAUCAUUUGCCUGUGUGUAGUUGUUCACCAGGUUAUACAGGAAAUCCUUUAAGAAUUUGUCAUUUGAUACCUGAGACUAAAGCAGUUGAACCUGUUAGAAAUCCUUGUAGACCGUCGCCAUGUGGGCUGUAUAGCACAUGUCAGGUUAAUGCCAAUAGGCCGGUUUGUUCUUGUCUUCCUGAUUACAUUGGCAGUCCGCCAAAUUGUCGACCUGAGUGUGUUAUCAGCUCAGAGUGUGCAUCGGACAAGGCAUGCAUCAAUCAACGCUGCCGAGAUCCCUGUCCGGGAACUUGUGGAAACAAUGCUAGAUGUAGGGUUACGAAUCACUCGCCGAUAUGCACUUGUGCUAGGGGCUAUACAGGUGAUCCGUUCACACUGUGUGUUCCUGUGAUAACUCCACCAAUCGUAAGACAACCAUCAAAUCCAUGUGUUCCAUCACCGUGUGGAUCGAACUCCCAAUGUAAGGUUGCCAGCACUGGAGCUGUGUGCUCUUGUGUGGCAAACUACAUUGGCAGACCUCCAAACUGUCGACCAGAAUGUACCAUCAAUUCAGAAUGUCCCUCACACUUAGCCUGUAUGAAUACACGUUGUUCUGAUCCAUGCAUUGGUUCUUGUGGAUCGAACGCAGUAUGCUAUGUUCGAUCGCAUGCACCGAUUUGUAUGUGUAAUCAAGGUUUUACCGGUGAUCCGUUCUCCGGAUGCUUCCGCGAUAUUCCACGACCACCUGAAAAAGUCAUGCCCUGCAAUCCAUCUCCAUGCGGCUUGAAUGCCGUUUGUCAAGAACGCAAUCGAGCUGCUUCUUGUAAAUGCAUCCCUGAAUACUUUGGAGAUCCUUAUGUUGAAUGUAGGCCAGAAUGUGUCAUUAACACGGACUGUGUUAAAUCCAAGGCAUGUGUCAACAAUAAAUGCAUCGAUCCAUGUCCAGGAAUGUGUGGAUAUAACGCCGAAUGCGGUGUAGUCAAUCAUUCACCACACUGUGACUGUCUGCCGGGAUAUACCGGAAAUCCAAUUAGUGGAUGCCAUCUGAUACCACAAGAACCUAUCAUUCCAAUUGUCCGGACGAACCCUUGUCAACCCAGCCCAUGUGGAUUGUAUAGCAACUGCCGUGCUGUCAAUGACCAUGCGGUGUGCUCGUGCAUAGCGUCUUAUAUUGGCGCUCCACCAAACUGUCGCCCAGAAUGUAUGUCCAGUUCCGAAUGUCCUCAGGAUCGAUCUUGCAUCAAUCAACGCUGCAAAGAUCCAUGUCCUGGGACAUGCGGACUGAAUGCAAAUUGUAGAACUGUCAAUCAUAAUCCGAUAUGCACGUGCAUGCCGGAAUUCACUGGAGAUCCAUUCCUGCGCUGUAUAUACGAAGAAAAGAAAAUCAUUACCUAUGCUAAGGAUGUAAAUCCGUGUGUGCCAAGCCCAUGCGGGCCAAAUUCACAAUGCCGGGUGGUUGGUCAAAACGAACAUGCCAUAUGUUCAUGCUUGCCGAAUUAUAUUGGACGCGCUCCCAACUGUCGCCCAGAGUGUACAUCGAAUUCUGAAUGUCCUGGCAAUCGGGCUUGCAUCAAUCAAAGGUGUCAAGAUCCGUGCGUUGGGACAUGCGGUUCGUUUACAACUUGCACUGUAAAUAAACAUAGACCUGUAUGCCGGUGUAUCGAUCAUUUUACGGGUGAUCCAUUCUCUGGUUGUAGUCCAAUAAUUGAAAUUCCACCGGAAAAAGCUGAACCAUGUAACCCAUCACCAUGUGGAGCAAAUGCCAUUUGUAAAGAACGAAACGGAGCUGGUUCAUGUACUUGCUUACCGGAUUACUCAGGUGAUCCGUAUAGCGAGUGUCGACCAGAGUGUGUCUUGAAUUCUGAUUGUGCUAAGAACCGAGCAUGUGUUAAUAAUAAAUGUCGCGAUCCAUGUCCUGGAGUUUGUGGAGUUGCCGCUGAAUGCCAUGUCAUCAAUCAUGCUCCAAGUUGUAGUUGUCCAUCAGGUUUUACUGGAAAUCCUUCGGAAUAUUGUCGCGAAAUUCAAAUUCAACGAACUCCUGUCGAACCAUGUCGACCAUCACCAUGUGGCCCAUAUAGUAAUUGUCGCGAAGUUAACGGGCAUGCAGUUUGCUCAUGCCUUCAAAAUCAUAUUGGUUCACCGCCAGCUUGUCGACCAGAGUGUUCUGUUAGUUCCGAAUGCUCUCAAGACAAGGCUUGUGUGAAUUUGCGCUGUGUAGACCCAUGUCCGGGAACUUGCGGCCAUCAGGCCCUAUGCAAGGUUACCAAUCACAACCCAAUUUGUUCUUGUCCACCAACUUACUCUGGUGAUCCAUUUAUACGAUGCAUCAAAGAAGAAAUUGAACAAACACCUGCUGUUCGUCAAGGAAAUCCUUGUGUACCCAGCCCUUGUGGGCCAAAUUCACAAUGUCGGGAAGUUCGUGACACCCCAGUGUGUUCGUGUCUUCCCAAUUUUAUUGGUCGAGCACCAAAUUGUCGCCCUGAAUGUACCAUCAAUUCUGAAUGUCCAGCUAAUCUUGCUUGUGUCAAUGAUCGUUGCAAGGAUCCUUGCCCGGGAUCAUGUGGCUUCAAUGCCAUUUGUAACGUGGUCAAUCACUCACCGAUUUGUUCAUGCAAAUCAGGUUUUACUGGUGAUCCAUUCUCUGGAUGUAAUCCUAAACCUAUUGAAAUCCCAACCGAAAACAUCAGCCCUUGCAAUCCAUCACCAUGUGGACCGAACGCUCAGUGUAAGGAACGAAACGGAGCUGGUUCAUGCACUUGUCUCGAUGAAUACUUUGGCGAUCCGUACAGCGGAUGUCGUCCUGAAUGUGUCACAAAUAGUGACUGUCCAAAGGAUAAGUCCUGUAACAACAACAAAUGCAUCGAUCCUUGUCCAGGAGUUUGUGGACGUAACGCGGAGUGUAACGUUGUCAAUCAUUCUCCCAACUGUGCUUGUCUGCCAGGUUUUACUGGAAAUGCACUAAGUGCAUGUCAUGAGAUUCAAACUCCACCUGAACCAAGAGUCCCAGAGAAUCCAUGUGUUCCAUCGCCUUGCGGAGCCUACAGUCAAUGUCGCGAAAUCAACGGUCAUGCUGUGUGCUCCUGUGUGACUAAUUUUGUUGGUUCACCACCAAACUGUCGGCCAGAGUGUGUCGUCAGUUCGGAAUGUCCACAAGAUAAGUCAUGUGAAAAUCAAAAAUGUAUUGACCCAUGCCCGGGCACAUGUGGCCCUGAGGCACGCUGUCAAGUUAUCAAUCAUUAUGCUGCAUGCUCCUGCCCUCCGGGUUAUACCGGAGAUCCUUUCAAUCGAUGUGAAAAAAUUAUAUUCAAACCUGAUAUCCCAACUGGUAAUCCUUGUGUGCCGUCUCCAUGUGGUCCCAACUCGAAAUGUAUCGAAGUUGGUGGCUCACCUGCAUGUUCCUGUCUAUCAAAUUAUAUUGGACGUCCGCCAAAUUGUCGACCCGAAUGCAUUAGCAGUUCGGAAUGUCAAGCCAAUUUGGCGUGCAUCAAUCAAAAAUGUAGUGAUCCAUGUGCGGGAGCUUGUGGUAUACACACUUUGUGUAAUGUCAUUAAGCAUAAUGCUCAAUGUCAAUGUGAAAGUGGGUAUACCGGUGACCCAUUCUCGGGAUGUUCCUUCAUUGAAAGAAUUCAACCAACAGACGAACCAAGGAAUCCAUGUAAUCCAUCACCAUGUGGAGCUAAUGCCGUUUGUCGGGAACGAAACGGAGUCGGAUCAUGCUCAUGUUUGCCAGAAUACUUUGGUGAUCCGUACAGCGGUUGCCGACCAGAAUGUGUCCAAAACUCUGACUGCGAUCGGACAAGGGCUUGCAUCAACAACAAAUGUCAAGAUCCAUGCCCUGGAGUAUGUGGCUUGAAUGCCGAAUGUAGGGUUUUGAACCAUGGCCCAAGUUGCUUGUGUAUUGAAGGUUAUACCGGAGAUGCCCAUAGCGUUUGUCGUAUUAUUGAAACAGUGACAGAAGCACCAACAAAUCCUUGUCAACCAUCACCAUGUGGAUCGUAUAGUCAAUGUCAUGAAGUCAAUGGACACGCUGUAUGCUCAUGUAACGAAGGUUAUAUCGGAGCUCCACCAAAUUGCAAACCAGAAUGCGUUGUUAGUUCGGAAUGUCCACAAAAUCGAGCCUGUAUCAAUACAAAAUGUAACGAUCCAUGCCCGGGAACUUGUGGAUCGAGUGCAAGAUGCCAAGUUGUCAACCAUAACCCGAUUUGUACAUGUCCACCUGGAUUAACAGGUGAUCCAUUUGUAUCAUGCAUCGAACAGAUUGAUGAAACUCGCGAUCCACAAAAUCCAUGUGUACCAUCACCGUGUGGACCGAACUCGCUGUGUCGCGAAAUUGGAGAUCAGGCAGCUUGCUCAUGUCAAGCCAACUAUGUAGGCCGUCCACCAAAUUGCCGCCCAGAAUGUACCAAUAAUGAUGAAUGUCAAAAUAACCUAGCUUGUCAAAAUGAACGUUGCCUUGAUCCUUGUCCAGGAUCAUGUGGUAACAAUGCUAUUUGUAAGGUUGUUCAACACAAUCCAGUGUGUACAUGCCCAGAUGGUUUUGAAGGCGAUGCUAUAUUGGGAUGUACUCAGAUUAUUCAAAAGAUUGCUACCGAAGCACCAAGUACUCCAUGCGAUCCAUCACCAUGUGGACCGCAUGCUGAAUGUCGGGAACGAAAUGGUGCCGGAGCAUGCUACUGUCAUGAAGGAUUCGAAGGAAAUGCAUACGAUACCGAUCGUGGAUGUCGCAGAGAAUGUGAGAUCAAUGAUGACUGCCAGCUUAUGCAAGCUUGUGUCCGCUUCAAGUGCGUCGAUCCUUGUGAUAACAUUUGUGGAGAACGUGCUAUUUGUGGAGUGGAAAACCAUGUUCCAACUUGUACGUGUCCACCUGGGCUCACUGGGGAUCCGUUCUUCCAGUGCAAAGAAAUUCCAGUUUUUGUUCGGGACAAUCCAUGUGUGCCAUCACCAUGUGGACCAAAUAGUAUUUGCAGAUACAUCAAUGAACAAGCUGUGUGCUCUUGUCAAAGUGGAUUCAUUGAUCAACCACCAAAUUGUAAGCCAGAGUGUGUUGUCAGCUCAGAAUGUUCGCCAGAACGAGCUUGUAUCAAUAACAAAUGCGUCGAUCCAUGCCCACACACGUGUGGAAUUGGAGCUUUGUGUACUACUAAAAACCAUAGCCCGAUUUGUACAUGUCCAAGAGGUCUAACUGGAGAUCCAUUUGUCCAAUGCAUGAAAAUUCCAAUCAUCACUGAACCAGAGCCAACAGAACGUCCACCAUCAUGUGUACCAUCACCAUGUGGACCAAACUCUAAAUGUCAAAUAGUAGGAGGAAGUCCAGCUUGCUCUUGUCUGCCAGACUUUAUUGGAAGUCCGCCAAGUUGUCGACCUGAAUGUGUUCUUAACUCCGAAUGUGGACCUACCGAAGCAUGUAUCAAUCAGAAAUGCCGUGAUCCAUGUCCAGGAUCUUGUGGAUUCGAAGCCAAAUGUCAUGUUCUCAAUCACGUUCCAAUAUGUAAUUGCAUUGAGGGUUAUACCGGAGAUCCAUUUGUCCGUUGCAACAUCUUACCACCUUCAACUAUGAAACCACUAUUAGCUGAUCCAUGUAAUCCAUCACCAUGUGGACCAAAUGCCGAUUGCUUUAAUGGAGAAUGUCGCUGUCAAGAUAAUUAUCAAGGAAAUCCUUAUGACGGAUGUCGCCCAGAAUGUACCCUUAGCGCUGAUUGUCCCAGAGAUAAGGCUUGUUUGCGCAACAAGUGCGUUGAUCCUUGCCCUGGAACUUGUGGCCUUAAUGCACGUUGUGAAGUUAUUGCUCACAUACCAGUUUGCUCAUGUCUUGAUGGUUAUGAAGGCGAUCCGUUCACAAGUUGUCGACAGAAAGCACCUACAGAAACCACCAGGACACUUCCAUGCUCGCCAUCUCCAUGUGGAGCUAACAGUCAAUGCCGGGAAGUCAACGAGCAUGCUGUUUGUUCAUGCCUUGACGGUUAUAUUGGAGCGCCACCACAAUGUCGACCAGAAUGCGUCAUCAAUAGCGAAUGCUCAGCUACUCAGGCUUGUGUCAAUAAGAAAUGUGUUGAUCCAUGCAGUGGAUCAUGUGGAAUAGAUGCACGUUGUGAGGUCAUCAAUCACAGUCCAAUUUGUGGAUGUCCACCUGGAAAAACUGGCGAUCCAUUCAAACGCUGCUCUGACAUACCUGCCACACCUAUUGAGAAAUACGAUCCUGAAACUCCAACAGAUCCUUGUGUCCCAUCGCCAUGUGGACAGAACUCGAUUUGUCGGGCUGGAUCAAGUGGACCAUCAUGUCAAUGUUUGCCAGAAUUCAUCGGAUCACCACCAAACUGCCGGCCAGAGUGUAUCAUCAAUCCAGAUUGUGCAUCAACACAGGCUUGUAUCAAUAACAAGUGCCGUGAUCCAUGUCCAGGAUCUUGUGGAACAAAUGCCGAAUGUCGCGUCAUCAGUCAUACAGUUUCAUGUUCGUGUCCAAUGGGCUUCGGUGGAAAUGCAUUCGUGCAAUGUAUUCCCCAAAAAAUCGAAGAAGUCAAACCAUGUGAACCAUCACCAUGUGGUGCGAAUGCCGAAUGUAUCGAACGCAAUGGAGCUGCUUCGUGUAAAUGCAUCGAUGAAUACCAAGGAGAUCCAUACGAAGGAUGUCGACCAGAAUGUGUCCUCAGCUCAGAUUGUCCAACCGAUAAGGCUUGCAUCCGCAACAAGUGUAAGGAUCCAUGCCCAGGUGUCUGUGGACAAAAUGCCGAAUGUUACUCUGUCAAUCAUUUGCCGAACUGUGUUUGUAUCACUGGUUACUCAGGUGAUCCGUUUACAUCAUGUCACCGAGAAGUUAUACCAACAACUCCACCAAUCACAAACCCAUGCAGUCCAUCACCAUGUGGACCGAAUAGCAAGUGCCGUGAGGCAAAUGGUGUUGCUGUAUGCUCAUGCUUGGAUGCUUACAUUGGGGCACCGCCAAAUUGUAAGCCCGAAUGUACCGUCAAUGCUGAAUGUCCACAAAACAAGGCAUGCCAUAAAUUUAAAUGUGCCAAUCCAUGUGCUGGAACAUGUGGUAUCGAAGCCAAGUGUGAAGUUAUCAAUCAUAACCCAAUUUGCAGCUGUCCACUUGAUAUGACUGGAGAUCCGUUUACGAGAUGUUAUCCAACACCAAUUUCCAAGGAAGAGAAAACACCAUCACGACCAGUCAAUCCAUGUGUACCAAACCCAUGUGGAUUGUAUUCAGAAUGUCGAUCAAAUGGAGAGACUCCAUCAUGCUCAUGUCUGCCAGCUUACAUUGGUUCACCGCCAAAUUGUCGACCAGAAUGUAUUGUUAGCACAGAUUGUGCUCCAGAUAUGGCUUGCAUCGCUGAAAAAUGCCGUAAUCCAUGUGAAGGUUCCUGUGGAAUCAAUUCAGAAUGCCGCAUACAAAACCACAUUCCAAUUUGCACGUGUAGAUCAGCAUUCACUGGAGAUCCAUUCAGCCAAUGUGUGGAGAUCAUUGAAGUCCAGCCAGAACCAACAAGGCCAACAGAUCCAUGUGAUUUGCAGCCUUGUGGAGCAAAUGCCGAUUGUAAUGCUGGAGUAUGUACGUGCCAUCAUGACUACUUUGGAGAUCCUUAUGUUGGAUGCCGUCCUGAGUGUACUCUCAGCACUGACUGCUCACCAAACAAGGCCUGUAUCAAUAGACAUUGCAUCGAUCCAUGCCCUGGAACCUGUGGCGAACAAGCUCAAUGUGAUGUCUCAAAUCAUAUUCCAAUAUGCAGCUGCCCUAAGGGUUACACCGGUGAUCCAUUUAUUCGCUGUCGCCCAGAAAUUAAGGAUGAUAGACCAACUGACCCAUGUAAUCCAUCACCAUGUGGUCCAAACAGCAUCUGUCAUGCGACAGUAUCUGGAGCUGUUUGUGCUUGUCAAGCUGGUAUGCUUGGCUCGCCACCAGCAUGCAAACCUGAGUGUCUAACAAGUUCUGAGUGUUCUCUUCAAACAGCUUGUUUGAAUAAGAAAUGUGUCGACCCAUGUCCUGGAGCAUGUGGCCAAUAUGCCAAAUGUCAAGUUAUCAACCAUAAUCCAGUAUGCAGUUGUAAUGCUGGAUUUACUGGCGAUCCGUUUACACGUUGUUUCGAACAACCAAUUGAGAAAACACCAAUUGAUCCAUGCCAACCGACACCAUGUGGACCGAACUCAGAUUGCAAGGUUAUCAAUGACAGUCCAGCUUGUUCAUGCUUGGAAACAUUCAUUGGAACACCACCAAAUUGCCGACCAGAAUGUACCAUCAAUCCGGAAUGUCCAUCAACUAAAGCCUGUAUUAGACAGAAAUGUGACGAUCCAUGUUUGGGAUCAUGUGGAUUUAAUGCUCGAUGCUCGGUAGCCAACCAUAUGCCGAUAUGUUCGUGUGAUAAUGGCUUUACCGGUGAUCCAUUCACCGGUUGUCAACCAGUUCAAGAAAUCAGUUACGAACAUGUGACUCCAUGUGAACCAAACCCAUGCGGUUCGAAUGCCAUUUGUCGUGAACAAAACGGAAUCGGAUCAUGUCAAUGUCUGCCAGAACACUUUGGAGACCCAUACGAAAGCUGUCGCCCUGAAUGUAUUUUAAAUUCUGACUGUCCUUCGAAUAAGGCGUGUACACAAACUAAAUGCAAAGAUCCUUGUCCGGGAACUUGUGGAGCAAAUGCUCAGUGUCAAGUUGUAAAUCAUAUACCGUCUUGUAGUUGCCGGAUAGGAUAUUCCGGUGAUCCGUAUAGAUAUUGUAACCUUAUACCUGAACAACCUGUUCGCCUGCGAGAACCUUCAAACCCUUGCCAACCAUCACCAUGUGGACCAAAUAGCCAAUGUCGCGAGCUGAAUGGUCAAGCUAUUUGCUCAUGCCUGGAAGAUUAUAUUGGUCUGCCACCAUCUUGUCGACCCGAAUGUGUUCUUAGUACAGAAUGUCCAUCCGAUAAGGCUUGUAUACAACAAAAAUGCAAAGAUCCAUGUCAGGGAACUUGUGGUUUGAAUUCGGAGUGUCGAGUUCGAAAUCACAGUCCAAUCUGUUCAUGUCGUCGUGGAUACACUGGAGAUGCCUUUUCCAGGUGUUUCCCAAUUCCUCCACCACCACCAUCACCACCUGUGAUUAGGUACGAAGCCGAUCCAUGUGCCCCAUCACCAUGUGGCCCUAAUUCUCAAUGUCGUAAUCAAAACAACCGAGCUUCUUGUACAUGCUUGCCCACUUAUAUCGGUGCUCCACCAAAUUGCCGCCCUGAGUGUACGAUCAGUGCAGAGUGUGCCAGUGAUAAGGCAUGCAUUCGUGAAAAAUGCAUUGAUCCAUGCCCGGGGUCGUGUGGAUUGAGUGCCGAUUGUAGUGUUGUCAAUCAUACACCGAUAUGUGUCUGUCCGGUUGGAUAUACUGGUGAUCCAUUUACCAGUUGUGCUCCAGCCCCUCCCGAACCUAUUAUAAGAGAAUCAAUUGAUCCUUGCAAUCCAUCACCAUGUGGAGCUAAUGCCGAAUGUUCAGGAGGUACCUGUCAUUGUUUGCCAGAAUACCAUGGAGAUCCUUACAACGGAUGUCGACCGGAAUGUGUCCUCAACUCGGAUUGUUCAAGGGACAAGGCUUGUGUUCGCAGCAAAUGUGUGAAUCCUUGCCCUGGAACUUGUGGAACCAAUGCCAUUUGUGAAGUCAUCAACCACAUUCCUAUGUGCAGAUGUCCUGAAGGAACAGCUGGAAGUGCAUUUAUCCGAUGCAGUCCUGUCACAAAGCCUUUACCCACAAAUCCUUGUCAGCCAAGUCCUUGUGGACAGAACAGUCAAUGUCGUGUUGUUAACCAACAGGCUGUUUGUUCUUGUCUUCAGAAUUAUAUUGGAAGUCCACCUCUGUGUCGCCCUGAGUGUACAUCAAACUCAGAAUGUUCACCAACCGAAGCGUGUCUGAAUCAAAGAUGCCGCGAUCCAUGUCCUGGAACUUGUGGAAUCGGUGCCAGAUGUGCUGUGGUCAAUCACAGUCCAUUCUGUACCUGCCCAGAAAGAUUCAAUGGCAAUCCAUUUGUUAGGUGUCAACCAAUAAUUGAUGAACCAUAUCGGGAAAAAAUCGAUCCAUGUCGACCAUCACCUUGUGGACCUUAUUCUCAAUGUAAUGCCAUUGGUGAUGCACCAUCUUGUUCGUGUCUUGAGAAUUAUAUUGGACGUCCUCCAAGCUGUCGACCAGAAUGUGUCACCAGUUCGGAAUGUCCAAGUAAUCUGGCUUGCAUCAAUCAAAAGUGUAAAGAUCCUUGUCCAGGACGUUGUGGAGUUAAUGCAGAAUGUCGAGUUGUCAGUCAUGCGAUUAUGUGCAUUUGUGUAUCUGGGUAUAUUGGAGAUCCAUUUAUCCAGUGUAAUGUUCCUCCAGCUCAGAUAGAACACAUUGAUCCCUGUCAUCCUAAUCCUUGUGGAUCGAAUGCGGAAUGUAAACAGCGCAAUGGAGCUGCAUCAUGCCAAUGUUUCCCCGACUACUUUGGUAAUCCCUACGAAAGUUGCCGUCCAGAAUGUGUUCAAAAUUCUGAUUGCCCGUCGAAUAAAGCUUGUAUGCAAAAUAAAUGCUAUGAUCCUUGCCCAGGAACUUGUGGACUUAAUGCUGAAUGUCAAGUAAUGAACCAUGUGCCAUCGUGCAACUGCAUCACAGGAUACACAGGAGAUCCAUAUCGAUUCUGUAAUCAGCCAGCCACUAUUAUCACGGAUUAUGUUAACCCCUGUCAACUAACACCAUGUGGUCCCAACAGUCAGUGUCGAGAAGUAAACAGUCAGGCUGUUUGCUCUUGUCGACCUGAAUAUGUUGGAUCACCACCAUCUUGCCGACCUGAAUGUACCAUAAGCUCAGAAUGUGACGCCAAUAAGGCUUGCAUCAAUCAAAAGUGCAAGAAUCCUUGUGAAGACAAGCCUUGUGGCAAUAACGCCGAGUGUCGUGUUCGUAAUCACAGUCCUAUUUGCACUUGCAAAUCGGGCUUCACUGGAGAUGCUUUUACUAGGUGCUUCCCAAUUCCACCACCUCCUCCAGAGAUCUUAAAGCAGGAAAUUCGUGAUCCAUGCCUGCCAUCGCCAUGUGGACCCAAUGCUGAAUGUCGCAACAUCAAUGGAGUUCCAUCGUGCUCAUGCCUCUCUACAUAUAUUGGUGCACCACCAAAUUGUAGGCCUGAAUGUACCAUCAACGCGGAAUGUCCCAGCGAUCGGGCUUGUAUUCGGGAAAAAUGUGUAGAUCCUUGUCCUGGAUCGUGUGGGUUAAAUACCUUCUGUAGAGUCAUCAAUCACACACCAUCAUGUGCUUGUAUUGAAGGAUUCAUAGGCAAUCCGUUUACAAACUGCCAUCCAAAGCCACCAGCACCAACUACCCCACCACCACUUGAUGAUCCAUGUGAUCCAUCACCAUGUGGUCCAAACGCCAAUUGUAAUAAUGGACAAUGUACCUGCAUAGCUGAGUAUCAAGGGGAUCCUUACACCGAGUGCCGUCCAGAAUGUGUUCUGAACUCUGAAUGCCAACUUAACAAAGCCUGUUUACAAAACAAAUGCAAAGACCCUUGUCCGGGAACUUGUGGAAUUAAUGCCCUCUGCGAGGUUAACAAUCACAUUCCUAUGUGUAGAUGUCCUGAAGGAAUGUCGGGCAAUGCAUUCUUCGAGUGUAGACCUGUUCCAAAACCUAUUGCUACCAACCCAUGUCAACCAUCACCAUGUGGUCCAAACAGUCAAUGCCGGGUGGUUCAAGGGACAGCAGUGUGUUCUUGCAUUCCCGAUUAUAUCGGAAGUCCACCUCAAUGUAGACCCGAAUGUACGACAAACUCUGAGUGUCAACCCAAUCAAGCUUGCCAGAAUAUGAAGUGCCGUGAUCCAUGUCCGGGAACUUGUGGAUUCAAUGCCAAGUGUAAUGUUGUUAAUCAUAAUCCAUUCUGUAGCUGUCCCGAUGGAUUCUCUGGAAAUCCAUUUGUUCGUUGUGAACGGAUAAUAAUACCAGUAAGGGAGAUUAAGCCCGUCAAUCCUUGUAUACCAACGCCAUGUGGACCGAACUCUGAAUGUCGUGUUUCGGGUGACAGUCCAUCAUGCUCUUGUCUUCCCUCAUUCAUUGGUUCUCCACCAUCUUGUCGGCCAGAGUGUGUUUCCAAUUCAGAAUGUUCCACAAAUUUGGCAUGCAUCAAUCAGAAAUGUGUUGAUCCAUGCCCAGGGCUCUGUGGAAAUAAUGCCGAGUGUCGUGUUGUAUCUCAUACUGCUAUGUGUAUAUGUGCAACUGGCUUCACUGGAGAUCCAUUUAGUCAGUGUAAUGCAAUUCAAAUCAGAGACGAACCAUUGAAUCCAUGUAAUCCAAGUCCGUGUGGAACCAAUGCAAAGUGUGAAGAACGAGGCGGAGCUGGGUCUUGUCAAUGCUUGCCUGAGUACUUUGGCAAUCCCUAUGAAGGUUGUCGACCCGAAUGCAUUCUCAACUCCGAUUGUCCAUCGAAUCGUGCAUGUCUCCAAAAUAAGUGUAGAGAUCCAUGUCCAGGAACUUGUGGACAGAAUGCCGAAUGUCAAGUUAUCAAUCAUGUUGCUUCAUGUAAUUGCUUCACAGGAUACAGCGGUGAUCCUUAUCGCCUUUGUAAUAUUGAGAAAGAACCCAUUAAAGAGUAUGUCAAUCCAUGCCAACCAUCACCUUGCGGUCCAAACAGCCAAUGUCGCGAAAUCAACAGUCAGGCAGUUUGCUCUUGUCUGCCUGAAUAUAUUGGAAGUCCACCAGCUUGUAGACCUGAAUGUACAGCAAGCUCGGAAUGUCCAGCCGAUAAAGCAUGUGUCAAUAGAAAAUGUGUUGACCCUUGUCCAGGAACUUGUGGACAAAACGCUGAGUGCCGUGUGAGAAAUCAUAGUCCAAUAUGUUCAUGUCGAAGUGGUUUUACGGGAGAUCCAUUCCAACGAUGCUUUAAUAUUCCUCCUCCUCCACCUCCAACUAAAGAAGUCUAUCGCAAUCCAUGUGUACCAUCACCAUGUGGACCAAAUUCUCAAUGUCGGGAAAUCAAUGGAUCGCCAUCUUGCUCUUGUACACCCAAUUUCAUUGGGUCUCCACCAAGUUGCCGUCCAGAGUGUUCCAUUAGCUCGGAAUGCCCAACAAACCAAGCGUGCAUCAAUGAGAAAUGUCGCGAUCCUUGUCCGGGAUCGUGUGGAUUUAAUGCCAAUUGUAAUGUUGUCAAUCAUACUCCAAUUUGUACUUGCUUCGAAGGAUACAUUGGUGAUCCGUUUACUGUCUGUAAUCCAAAACCUGCUCCUGUGGAACCUGAAAUCUUAGAAGAAGAUCCUUGCAAUCCAUCGCCAUGUGGGCCAAAUGCCAUCUGUAAUAACGGUAAAUGCACGUGCAUAGCCGAAUAUCAUGGAGAUCCUUAUACCGGUUGUAGGCCAGAAUGUGUUUUACACACUGACUGUCCCAGAGAACGUGCAUGUAUAAGACACACUUGUGUGGACCCUUGUCCAGGAACAUGUGGACAUAAUGCCAUAUGUGAAGUUAUGAAUCAUAUUCCUAACUGCAAGUGUCCCGAGGGCAUGCAAGGCAAUGCUUUCAUAAGUUGUUCACCAAGUCCAAAAAUUGAAAUCACAAAUCCCUGCCAGCCAUCACCAUGUGGUGCGAAUAGUAGAUGCCAAGAAAUCAAUCAACAAGCUGUAUGUUCGUGCCUUGAACAGUUCGUUGGAAGUCCACCGUUCUGUAGGCCUGAAUGUACAACGAACUCUGAGUGUUCUCUUAGUCAAGCUUGUCUGAAUCAAAAAUGCACCGAUCCAUGUCCAGGAACCUGCGGCGUCAAUGCCAAGUGUAAGGUUGUGAAUCACGUACCAUUCUGCCAGUGUCCUGAGAGAUUCUCUGGCAAUCCAUUCAUCAGUUGCCAACGUAUAAUUGAACCACCUCAACAAGUACCAAAAGCACCCUGCACACCAUCACCAUGUGGACCAUAUUCAGAUUGUCGAGUUGUCGGCGAAUCACCAGCAUGUACUUGUAUCGCCAAUUAUAUUGGCUCUCCACCAAAUUGUAGACCUGAGUGUCUAACAAGCUCGGAAUGUCCAAGCAAUCAAGCUUGUAUCAGCCAAAAAUGUAAAGAUCCAUGCCCAGGGCUGUGCGGAGCUGGAGCUGAAUGCCAUGUCCUUAGUCAUACACCAAGUUGUCUUUGUCCGACUGGCUACCAAGGAGAUCCAUUUGUACAAUGUGUUGCGGUAAGAAUCACACAGCUGGAUCAAGUUGAUCCAUGUCAACCAAACCCUUGUGGAUCGAACGCUGAAUGUAUAAGAAAGAAUGAUGCCGGAGCCUGCCAGUGUCUGCCGGAGUACUUUGGAAAUCCUUAUGAAGGAUGCCGUCCUGAAUGUGUGCUCAACUCAGAUUGUCCAUCGAACAAAGCUUGCCUCCGUAAUAAAUGCACAGAUCCAUGUCCAGGAACAUGUGGACAAAACGCUCUGUGCAAUGUGAACAACCAUGUUCCAUCGUGUGUUUGUAUCACUGGAUAUUCUGGAGAUCCAUAUCGGUUCUGUCAACAAGAACGUGAACCCAUCAAACAAUAUGUUAACCCCUGUCAGCCAACUCCUUGUGGACCGAACAGUCAAUGUCGUGAAAUAAACGAACAAGCUGUAUGCUCUUGUAUGCCAACCUUUGUCGGUAGCCCACCAUUAUGUAGGCCUGAGUGCACAAUAAGUUCCGAGUGUCCAAGCGAUCGUGCUUGCAUCAAUCAGAAGUGUCAAGACCCAUGUCCCGGUACAUGUGGAAAUAAUGCUCUCUGUAGGGUCAACAAUCACAGUCCUAUUUGUAGCUGUAAGCCCGGAUAUACUGGUGAUGCGUUCACUAGAUGUUUCCCAAUUCCUCCUGCCCCACCUGUCAUAAUUCAACGACAACCCCAAGAUCCAUGUGUGCCAUCGCCAUGUGGACCUAAUUCUCAAUGUCGCACUAUCAAUGAAUCUCCAUCCUGCUCUUGUCUUGCCAAUUACAUCGGUGCACCACCAAAUUGUCGUCCGGAAUGUAUGAUCAAUGCCGAGUGUCCAAGCAACCAAGCCUGUAUCAAUGAAAAAUGCCGUGAUCCUUGUCCAGGAUCAUGUGGAAAUGGUGCAGUUUGUAAUGUGAUCAAUCAUACACCAAGUUGUACAUGCCCUGUUGGAUAUACUGGUGAUCCAUUCACCUUCUGUCGACCUGAACCACCACCACCACCACCUGUUCUUGAUGAUCCUUGCAAUCCAUCGCCAUGUGGAGCAAACGCUGUCUGUAAUAAUGGACAAUGUUCAUGCAUUGCGGAAUAUCAUGGUGAUCCUUAUACAGGAUGUCGUCCAGAAUGUGUCCUUAACAGUGAUUGUGCUCGUGACAAGGCUUGUAUCCGCAGUAAAUGCGUUGAUCCAUGCCCUGGAACGUGUGGCACAAACGCGAUCUGUGAUGUCAUCAAUCAUAUACCGAUGUGUAGAUGUCCUGACGGAAUGGCUGGAAAUGCAUUUGUGCAAUGCUCUCCAGUUCCACCUCCAAUCAUUCAAAACCCUUGUCAACCAUCACCUUGCGGUCCAAACAGUCAAUGUCGCGAAGUAAAUAACCAAGCAGUUUGCUCUUGUGUUCAAGGAUUCAUUGGAAGUCCACCAACUUGUCGCCCAGAAUGUACUGCCAAUCAAGAAUGUGCCGCUAAUUUGGCUUGUGUCAAUCAGAAAUGCCGUGAUCCAUGUCCUGGAUCAUGUGGCCGUAAUGCCAAGUGUUCGGUUGUUAAUCAUAAUCCAUUCUGUACAUGUCUUCCACACUUUACUGGAAAUCCAUUUGUGGCUUGCCAGGAAAUCAUAGAACGUCCUGUACAAUCGACUCCAACUGAUCCCUGUCGACCAUCACCAUGCGGAGCAAAUUCGGAAUGUAGAAGUAUUGGAGAAGCACCAUCUUGUACCUGCCUUGAAGGCUUCUUCGGAAGUCCACCAUAUUGUAAGCCAGAAUGUGUAUCAAACUCAGAGUGUGCAAGCAAUCUCGCUUGCAUUAAUCAACGAUGCAAGGACCCAUGUCCAGGACUGUGUGGAUCGAAUGCAGAGUGCCGUGUUGUAAGCCAUACUCCGAUAUGCGUUUGCAGCCCUGGCUACUCAGGGGAUCCAUUUAGUCACUGCGAUAUUGUGAGGCAACUACCUGUAGAAGUUAUCAAUCCUUGUAACCCAAGUCCAUGUGGACCCAAUGCCAAUUGUAUUGAAAGAAAUGGCGCUGGGGCAUGUCAAUGUUUGCCAGAAUACUUUGGAAAUCCUUAUGAAGGUUGCCGCCCUGAAUGUAUGAUAAACUCUGAUUGUCCAACCAAUAAGGCAUGUGUGCAACAAAAGUGUAAGGAUCCUUGUCCUGGUACUUGUGGGCAAAAUGCUGAAUGUAAUGUUGUCAAUCAUUUGGCAACAUGCAACUGUUUCGUUGGAUAUAUUGGAGAUCCUUAUCGUUACUGUAACAUUCCUCCUGAACCAAUUAAAUAUGAAUACGUCAAUCCAUGUCAACCAUCACCUUGCGGUCCGAAUAGCCAGUGCCGCGAAGUCAACCAGCAAGCAGUUUGUUCAUGUCAACCAGAGUUCAUUGGAACUCCACCUUCGUGUAGACCAGAAUGUACAUCCAGCUCGGAAUGUGACGCCGAUAAGGCUUGCAUCAAUCGAAAGUGUGCUGAUCCAUGCCCUGGAACUUGUGGUCUAAAUGCCGAAUGUAGAGUUAGGAAUCAUAGCCCAAUCUGCUCCUGCAGAAACGGCUACACUGGUGAUGCAUUUGUUCGAUGCAUUCCAAUACCACCACCACCACCUCCGCGUGAAAUCGAAAUUUUCAGCGAUCCUUGUGUGCCAAGUCCUUGUGGGCCAAACUCUCAAUGUCGAAACACAAACAACGUCCCAUCUUGCUCUUGUCUGCCUGAUUUCAUUGGCGCCCCACCAAGUUGUCGUCCAGAAUGUACCAUCAAUUCGGAAUGUGUUAGCAACAAGGCUUGCAUCCGUCAACACUGCGUUGACCCAUGCCCGGGAUCAUGUGGCUUUGCUGCUACAUGUAAUGUUAUCAACCAUACACCAAGUUGUCAGUGUCCCAUUGGAUACACUGGAGAUCCAUUUGUUAGCUGUCAACCUUAUACACCACCUCCACCUUUGAAAGAGGAAGAACGUGAUCCAUGCAAUCCAAGUCCAUGUGGUCCAAAUGCUGUCUGUCAAAACGGUCAAUGCUCUUGUAUUCCUGAGUACCAAGGGAAUCCUUUAGUGGGAUGUCGCCCUGAAUGUGUCCUCAAUUCGGAUUGUUCACGUGAUCGUGCUUGCAUUCGUAGCAAGUGCCUGGAUCCAUGUCCAGGAACUUGUGGUGCGAAUGCAAUUUGCGAAGUUCACAAUCACAUUCCGAUGUGUCAUUGCCCAGAAGGAAUGACUGGCAAUGCAUUUAGUCAAUGUUAUCCAGCUCAAGUUGAACUCUUUGUAAACCCAUGUCAACCAUCUCCAUGUGGACCAAACAGCCAGUGUCGUGAAAUAAACAUUCAAGCUGUGUGCUCAUGUCUUCCCACGUUUAUUGGUAGCCCACCGACAUGUCGCCCAGAAUGUAACACCAAUUCUGAAUGCCCACAAAAUCAAGCCUGCCAAAAUCAGAAGUGUCAAGAUCCUUGCCCCGGAACAUGUGGUCAAUAUGCCAAAUGUUCUGUGGUUAAUCAUAAUCCCUUCUGCUCAUGUCCGGAACAAUUCACUGGAAAUCCAUUCGUUCUUUGUCAGCGAAUAAUCAAACGUGACCCCGAACCAACGAAUCCAUGUCAACCAUCACCAUGUGGACCGAACUCAGAAUGUCGAAACAUAAAUGGCUCUCCUUCGUGUUCGUGUUUGGAGACUUUCAUCGGAAGUCCUCCAAAUUGCCGACCAGAGUGUGUAACCAAUUCCGAGUGUCCAACUAGCCAGAUAUGUCGAGGACAGAAAUGCAGAGAUCCUUGUCCAGGUUUAUGUGGACAAAAUGCACUUUGUCGAGUUAUCAGUCAUACUCCAAUGUGCAUUUGUGAAGUUGGAUUCACGGGUGAUCCAUUUGUUCAAUGUAACGCCGUUCGUGCUAGUCCACCAGAAAUUGUAGACCCUUGCAAUCCAAGCCCAUGUGGAGCAUUUGCUGAAUGUCGUCAACAAAAUGGCGUUGGAUCAUGCCAAUGUUUAGCUGAAUACUUUGGCAAUCCCUAUGAAGGAUGUCGUCCAGAGUGUGUCCUCAAUUCUGAUUGUCUAUCGAAUAAGGCUUGUCUUCAGAAUAAAUGCGGAGAUCCUUGUCCGGGAACUUGUGGACAAAAUGCCGAUUGCCAUGUGUUAAACCAUCUACCAUCAUGUUCAUGUAGAAUUGGAUACAAUGGAGAUCCAUACCGAUUCUGUGCUAUCGAAACUAAACCCAUCAUUAAAGAGUAUGUUAACCCUUGCCAACCAUCACCUUGUGGUCCAAACAGUCAAUGUAGGGAAGUAAACGGUCAAGCUGUUUGCUCAUGCUUGCCUACCUACAUUGGUACCCCACCAGGUUGUCGGCCAGAGUGUACCAUAAGCUCCGAGUGUAGCUUUGACAAAUCUUGCCUAAAUCAGAAAUGUGUUGAUCCAUGUCCAGGUACCUGCGGAACUAACGCCGAGUGCCGAGUACAUAACCAUAGUCCAUUGUGCUCAUGUAGAAGCGGUUUCACUGGUGAUCCAUUCACCCGUUGUAACCCUAUUCCACCUCCACCUCCAAUAGUUGUUCCCGAGAGAAUUCAAGAUCCUUGCCUGCCAUCACCAUGUGGACCAAAUUCACAAUGUCGCAAUUCAAACGGACAAGCAGCAUGUUCUUGUCUAGCCAACUUCUUUGGAGCUCCACCAAAUUGCCGUCCCGAAUGCUCAUCGAACGCUGAAUGUGCCAGUAACCUGGCUUGCAUAAACAAUCGUUGUAUUGAUCCAUGUCCAGGUUCAUGUGGCUUGAAUGCCCAAUGUUCCGUCAUAAAUCAUACACCGAUUUGUUCAUGCAUCCAAGGUUAUGUUGGUAAUCCGUUUACAGCUUGCCAAAUUGCUCCAAAACCGGAACCUCCAGUUUUGGAUGAUCCAUGCAAUCCAUCGCCAUGCGGCAGCAAUGCCAUCUGCAACAACGGCCAAUGCACAUGCAUUGCUGAAUAUCAAGGUGAUCCUUAUGUCGGAUGUCGCCCUGAAUGUGUUCUUAGUACAGAAUGUCCCUCGGACAAGGCUUGCAUUCGAAACAAAUGCACAGAUCCUUGUCCAGGAACUUGUGGACUGAGUGCAAUUUGCGAAGUUAUCAAUCACAUUCCAAUGUGUAGAUGUCCAGAGAAUAUGAACGGCAACGCUUUUGUGCAAUGUAAUCUAAUUCAGCGCCAACCAGAAGUCCAACAUCCAUGCAAUCCAAGUCCAUGUGGACCGAAUUCACGUUGUCGCGAAUUCCAAGGCAAUGCAGUGUGCUCAUGUAUUGAGGGUUUCAUUGGAAAUCCACCAACAUGUCGACCUGAAUGUACCAGAAACUCCGAUUGUUCACUGUCCAUGGCUUGUCAGAAUCAGAAAUGCAUUGAUCCAUGUCCUGGAACUUGUGGACUUGGUGCUAAAUGCACAGUUGUCAAUCACAAUCCAUUCUGUACCUGUCCAUCAGGGUUCACUGGAAGUCCAUUUGUACGCUGCCAAGAAAUUAUAGCACCAAUACCAGAAGAACCAAAGAAUCCAUGUCAACCAUCACCAUGUGGACCGAACUCUCAAUGCAAAGCUGUGGGAGAUUCUCCAUCGUGCUCAUGUUUGGCUGAAUUCAUUGGUGCACCACCCAACUGUCGUCCGGAAUGUAUCACCAACUCUGAGUGUCCUAGCAAUAAGGCUUGUCUCAGUCAGAAAUGCAAAGAUCCUUGUCCAGGACUUUGCGGAAUCAAUGCUGAAUGCCGAGUUAUUAGUCAUACUGCCAUGUGUAUAUGCGCGGAAGGAUUUACUGGUGAUCCGUUUAGCGGAUGUUCACCAAAGCCACCACCAGCUGAUGAGACUAGACCAUGCGAUCCAAAUCCAUGUGGAAUCAAUGCCGAAUGUAGAGAGGUCAACAAUGCUGGAUCUUGUCAAUGUCUUCCAGAGUAUUUCGGAAAUCCUUACGAGGGUUGUCGUCCAGAAUGUGUUCAAAACUCUGACUGCCCAUCGAACCAGGCUUGUGUUAACCAAAAAUGUAAAGAUCCUUGCCCUGGAGUUUGUGGACAGAAUGCUCAAUGCAAUGUCAUUAAUCAUUUGCCUACGUGUGACUGCUUCUCAGGAUACACUGGUAACCCAUAUCGGUUCUGUUCGAUACCAGAGAAACCAAUCAUAAAAGAGUAUGUGAAUCCAUGUCAACCAACGCCAUGUGGGCCAAACUCCCAAUGUCGCGAAGUAAAUGAACAAGCUGUUUGCUCAUGUUUGCCUGACUUCAUUGGAAGUCCGCCAGCAUGUCGACCAGAAUGUACAACAAACUCUGAAUGUUCAUUGGACAAGGCCUGUAGGAACCAAAAAUGUGAAGAUCCUUGCCCAGGAGUGUGUGGAACUAAUGCCGAGUGCAGAGUUCGUAAUCACUCUCCUUUGUGUAGUUGCAGAAACGGCUACACGGGUGAUGCUUUCAGUAGAUGUUACCCAAUACCACCUCCACCACCACCGAAACGCGAUGAAUACCGUGAUCCUUGUGUUCCAUCGCCAUGUGGACAAUUCGCCGAAUGUCGGGAUAUCAAUGGCAGUCCAUCGUGUUCCUGUCUUCCAACUUAUCUAGGAGCCCCACCAAAUUGCCGACCUGAAUGUGUCGUCAAUUCAGAGUGUCCAAGCAACAAGGCUUGUAUAUCACAAAAAUGCACUGAUCCUUGUCCAGGAUCGUGCGGUUACAGCGCCGAAUGUAGUGUCAUAAACCACACUCCAAUAUGUCAAUGUACCCGCGGUUAUACUGGUGAUCCGUUUACAUUAUGCCAUUUGGUAAUUGUGGAUCCUCUUCCACCAGAGCCAACUGAUCCAUGUAAUCCAUCACCAUGUGGAGCAAAUGCUGUAUGCCAGAACGGUCAGUGCUCUUGUCUACCAGAAUACCAUGGAGAUGCCUACUUCGGAUGCCGUCCAGAGUGUGUUUUGAACUCGGAUUGUUCAACAGAUAAGGCAUGCAUUAGAAGCAAGUGCACAGACCCUUGUCCGGGCACUUGUGGAUCGAAUGCUAUUUGUGAAGUUUUCAACCAUAUUCCCAUGUGUCAUUGCCCAGAGGGAAUGAGUGGAAAUGCUUUUGUUCAGUGUUCUCCAGUUAAACAACAAAUUCGACAAAACCCAUGCCAACCAUCACCAUGUGGUCCAAACGGUCAAUGUCGCGAAAUCAACGAGCAAGCUGUAUGCUCUUGCUUGCCCGAAUAUAUCGGUAGUCCGCCACAGUGUCGCCCAGAAUGUGUUUCCAAUUCCGAGUGUGCUCUAAAUAGAGCUUGCCUGCAAAACAAGUGUAGGGAUCCAUGUCCGGGAACAUGUGGAGUGAAUGCUGAAUGCUCGGUUGUAAAUCAUAACCCGAUAUGUCGCUGUAGAAGUCGAUUCUCAGGAAACCCAUUGUCAGCUUGCCAUCCAAUACCAAUUGAACCACCAUUACUCGAAGAAGUGAAAGAUCCAUGUCGUCCAAAUCCGUGUGGACCCAAUUCAGAAUGUCGCGUAAAUGGUAAUUCACCAUCCUGCUCCUGUCUGCUCGAUUUUAUCGGUUCACCACCCAACUGCCGACCAGAAUGUGUUGUCAAUUCGGAGUGUCCAAGCUCACAGGCUUGUAUCGGGCAAAAAUGCAAAGAUCCAUGCCCAGGAGUGUGUGGAAGCAACGCUGAAUGCCAUGUCAUCAAUCACACUCCAAUGUGUGUUUGCAGCUCAGGCUUCAGCGGUAAUCCAUUUACUUUCUGUGACACUAUUCGCGCAGAUCCUCCAGAAAUCACAAGCCCAUGUGAACCAAGUCCAUGUGGAGCAAAUGCCCAAUGUACAGAACGAAACGGGGCCGGUGCUUGUCAGUGUUUGCCAGAGUUUAUUGGCAAUCCAUAUGAUGGAUGCCGUCCUGAAUGUGUCUUGAAUUCAGACUGUCCAGCAACGAAAUCUUGUAUUCAAAGUAAAUGUAAGGAUCCAUGUCCAGGAACUUGCGGUCAGAAUGCAGAUUGUAACGUUGUCAAUCAUUUGCCAUCAUGCACAUGUAUUCCUAAUUAUUCUGGCGAUCCAUAUCGCUUCUGUAGUCCUAUUAAAGAACCUAUUCGAGAAUAUGUCAAUCCAUGCCAACCAACACCAUGUGGCCCUAAUAGCCAAUGUCGCGAGGUUCAGAACCAAGCUGUAUGUUCAUGUCUUCCAACUUAUGUUGGCAGUCCACCUGCUUGCAGGCCCGAAUGUACAACCAGCUCUGAGUGUUCCUUCGACAAAGCUUGCAUCAAUCAAAAAUGUACCGAUCCAUGUCCGGGAUCGUGUGGACAAAACGCCGAAUGUCAAGUCAGGAAUCAUAGUCCAUUGUGUUCAUGUCGCAGUGGAUUCACAGGAGAUCCAUUUACAAGAUGUUUCCCGAAUCCACCACCACCGCCGAUUAGAGAGCUUGCACCAUAUCGCGAUCCAUGUGUGCCAUCGCCAUGUGGUCCAAAUGCUCAGUGUCAAACCAUCAACGAUCAACCGUCAUGCUCUUGCCUUCAAUCAUAUUACGGUGCUCCACCCAACUGUCAUCCGGAAUGUGUCAUCAAUUCGGAUUGUCAAUCUAGUAAGGCCUGUGUUCGUGAGAGAUGCAUCGAUCCUUGUCCAGGUUCAUGUGGAAACUUGGCGCAGUGUAGUGUCAUUAACCAUACACCGAUAUGCACCUGUCCAGCUGGAUACACAGGAGAUCCAUUCACAAACUGCUUUAUUCAACCUCCGCCACCAAAACCAGUUCUUGAUGACCCUUGCAAUCCAUCACCAUGUGGCCCUAAUGCACAAUGCUCAAAUGGCCAGUGCACCUGUCUGCCAGAGUAUCAUGGUGAUCCCUAUUCCGGUUGUCGUCCAGAAUGCGUCCUCAAUUCCGAUUGUUCUCGCGAUAAGGCUUGCAUCCGAAGCAAGUGCGUCGAUCCAUGUCCUGGCACAUGUGGCCUUAGUGCCAUUUGUGAAGUUAACAACCACAUACCAAUGUGUAGGUGUCCAGAUGGAAUGACUGGCAGUGCUUUCGUUCAAUGUUUACCAAUCCCAGCUCCACCUGUCGGUAAUCCUUGUCAACCAUCACCGUGUGGACCAAACAGUCAAUGCCGUGAGGUCAAUCAACAGGCGGUCUGCUCAUGUGUCCCUGGAUACAUUGGCCGUCCACCAUCAUGUCACCCAGAAUGUUCCAUUAAUUCCGAUUGUCCAUUAAAUCAAGCUUGUCAAAACCAGAAAUGCCGUGAUCCAUGUCCAGGCACAUGUGGUCUUAAUGCCCUUUGCAAUGUAGUCAAUCACAAUCCAUUCUGUUCUUGUAUUAAUGGCUAUUCUGGAAACCCAUUCACCAGCUGUCAACGUCUACCACCACCUCCAAUUGUGAGAGAACCUAAAGACCCAUGUAUUCCAAGCCCUUGUGGACCGAAUUCAAAAUGUGAAACAAGAGGUGAAUCACCAUCUUGUUCGUGUCUGGAAACUUUCAUAGGAAGCCCACCAAAUUGUAGACCAGAAUGUAUAUCAUCAUCGGAAUGUUCCAGCAAUUUGGCUUGCAUCAGACAAAAAUGCACAGAUCCAUGCCCGGGUCUUUGUGGCCAGAACGCCCUCUGCCAAGUUGUCAGUCAUACUCCAUCGUGUGUAUGUCUGGAAGGCUUCGUAGGUGAUCCAUUUACGCAGUGCAAUCCAAAACCACAACAAACUGAAAUAAUCAACCCUUGCAAUCCAAGUCCUUGUGGAGCAAAUGCUCGAUGCGAAGAACGAGGAAAUGUCGCAUCAUGCCAAUGCUUGCCCGAAUACUUUGGAAAUCCUUAUGAAGGAUGUCGCCCUGAAUGUGUCCUCAACUCAGAUUGUCCAUCCAAUUUGGCUUGUGUAAAUCAGAAAUGCCGUGAUCCAUGCCCGGGAACUUGUGGUCAAAAUGCCAGAUGUAAUGUUAUCAAUCAUCUGCCAACUUGUAGCUGCUUUGAAGGAUAUUCAGGAGAUCCUUAUAACUAUUGUUCAAUUCCAGCAGAACCUAUUAAAGAAUAUAAGAACCCUUGUCAACCAUCACCAUGUGGUCCUAAUAGUCAGUGUAAGACAAUCGGUGAACAAGCCGUAUGUUCUUGCCUGCCAACUUAUAUAGGUAGCCCACCUACUUGUCGACCGGAAUGUACGACAAACAACGAAUGUCCCCACGAUAAGUCUUGUAUUAGCCAAAAAUGUGUUGAUCCUUGUCCCGGUACAUGCGGUACCAACGCCGAUUGUCGAGUGUGGAAUCACAGCCCGUUGUGUUCGUGUCGCUCUGGUUUUACCGGCGAUGCAUUCACACGUUGCUAUGAAUUACCACCUCCACCACCGCAACCAGAACCUUACCGCGAUCCAUGUGCCCCAUCGCCAUGUGGACAGUUUGCAGAAUGUCGCAAUAUAAACAACCUUGCUUCUUGCUCGUGUCGUCCGACUUAUAUCGGUCAGCCACCAAAUUGUAGACUCGAAUGUACCUUGAACUCUGAUUGUCCAAGCAAUCAAGCUUGUUUGCAGGAAAAGUGUAGAGAUCCUUGUCCGGGAUCUUGUGGUUUAAAUGCCCUUUGUAGUGUUCGUAGCCAUGUACCGAUUUGUACAUGUCCGCAAGGUUAUGAGGGAAAUCCCUUCUUAGCUUGUUCACCAGCUCCACCACCAAAACCACCAAUCGCCGAUGACCCUUGUGAUCCAUCACCAUGUGGACCAAAUGCUGUCUGCAAUAAUGGCCAGUGUACUUGUAUUCCAGAAUAUCAUGGAGAUCCUUACCGCGAAUGUCGCCCAGAAUGCAUUUUGAACUCCGAAUGUCCUCGGGAUAAGGCUUGCAUACGGAAUAAGUGUGUUGAUCCUUGUCCGGGAACAUGUGGAGUUAAUGCCAUUUGCGAAGUCAACAAUCACAUUCCAAUGUGUCAUUGUCCAGUUGAGAUGACUGGAAAUGCUUUUGUACAGUGUUUACCAACUCCAAGUAAAUCAGACUCAGACUCAAAAUUAGGUCUUUCAGGAAAUAACCUCAAACCCUUUCUUACAGAGCCUGUUAUUGAAAACCCAUGUAAUCCAUCACCGUGUGGUCCCAACAGCCAAUGUCGCGAUGUAAAUCAUCAUGCCAUUUGCUCUUGCCUGCCCGAAUUCAUAGGUUCACCACCUGGAUGUCGACCAGAAUGUGUUUCCAAUCCCGAAUGUCCUGCUAAUCGCGCAUGUAUCAAUCAAAAGUGUCAAGAUCCAUGUCCAGGAACUUGUGGACGUAAUGCCUUGUGUAAUGUGAUUAAUCACAUUCCACAUUGCUCAUGUCCUUCAGGUUAUACUGGCAGUCCAUUUGUGGCAUGUGAAGUUAGAGUUGAACCACCAAUCAUAAAGAACGAUCCCGAUCCAUGUUACCCAUCACCAUGUGGACCAAAUUCCCAAUGCGUCAACUCCAAUGGAAGUCCAUCUUGCUCUUGUCUACCCGAAUUCAUUGGGGCACCACCCCAUUGUCGUCCCGAAUGUGUAUCAAACUCAGAAUGCUCAAGCGAUAAGGCUUGCAUUCGCCAGAAGUGCGUUGAUCCGUGCCCUGGCUUAUGUGGUCUUAAUGCUGAAUGUAGAACAUUCAAUCACGUACCCAAUUGUGUUUGUACGUCUGGCUUUAUCGGUGAUCCGUUUACCAGAUGUGAUCAGGUACAGGAACCAAUUCGAGAACAAAUCGAACCCUGUCAUCCGAAUCCAUGUGGUAGCAAUGCCGAAUGCCGACAACAUGGCUCAGUUGGGUCCUGUGUUUGUUUGCCAGAUUACUUUGGUAAUCCUUAUGAAGGAUGUCGUCCGGAAUGUGUUCUUAAUUCUGAUUGCCCAUCGAACAAGGCAUGUGUUCAGCAGAAAUGUAUUGAUCCAUGUCCUGGAACUUGUGGCCAGAAUGCAGAAUGUCAUGUUACAAGUCAUUUACCAACGUGUACUUGCUACCAGGAUUACACUGGUAAUCCUUUCCGAUUCUGUUCUCCAAUACAAAAACCGAUCCCAGAUUAUGUGAAUCCUUGUGUCCCAUCUCCAUGUGGAGCAAAUGCUCAAUGCCGUGAAGUCAACCAGCAGGCAGUUUGUUCUUGUCUGCCAGAAUUCAUUGGCAGUCCACCAGCAUGUAGGCCAGAAUGUGUCAUGAACGCUGAAUGUCCUCUAAACAAGGCUUGUAUGAAUCAAAAAUGUGCUGAUCCAUGUCCUGGCGUGUGUGGACAAAACGCCGAAUGUCAUGUCCACAAUCACAAUCCAAUUUGUUCCUGCCGAACAAGUUAUACUGGAGAUGCAUUUACUAGAUGUUAUCCUAUUCCACCGCCUGUGGAUCCAAUACCAGAACCAGCUCGAGACCCUUGCAUACCAUCGCCAUGUGGACAAUUCGCUCAGUGUAGGAAUUUGAAUGGCGUCCCAUCUUGCUCUUGUCUGCCAAGCUACCAAGGAACUCCACCCAAUUGUCGUCCAGAGUGUAGUGUUCACUCAGAUUGUCCAACAAAUCUGGCUUGUAUCAACGAGAAAUGUCGAGAUCCUUGUCCGGGAUCAUGUGGUUUGUCAGCAAUCUGUAAUGUUCUCAAUCAUGUUCCAAAUUGUGUCUGCACAAGUGGAUACACAGGAGAUCCAUUUACAGUUUGCAGACCUAUACCAAUCACACGUGACCCUCCACCACCGACCGAUCCAUGUAAUCCAUCACCAUGCGGCGCCAAUGCCAACUGCAACAACGGAAUCUGUACAUGCAUUCCUGAAUACCGUGGAGAUCCAUACUCCGGUUGUCGACCCGAGUGUGUCCUUAACUCAGAUUGUCCCCGCGAUCGUGCUUGCAUCCGUAGCAAGUGUGCUGAUCCUUGUCCUGGAACUUGUGGUGCUAAUGCCCAGUGUACUGUCCAGAACCACAUUCCAAUGUGUUCUUGUCCCGAAGGAAUGACUGGAAGUGCAUUCAUACAAUGCGAUCAAAUACCACCGCCAGUUGUAACCAAUCCAUGUUAUCCAUCACCAUGUGGUCCGAACAGUCAAUGUCGCGAAUUCAACCAACAGUCAAUAUGUUCAUGUGUUCCCGGCUUCUUUGGAACACCGCCAUCUUGUCAUCCGGAAUGUUCUACCAACUCCGAUUGUCCAUUGGACAAGUUCUGUUUGAAUCAGAAAUGUAAAGAUCCUUGUCCUGGAACAUGUGGAAUGCGAGCUGAAUGUAUGGUUCGCAACCACAAUCCAAUAUGUAGCUGUCCGCCAAGACAUACCGGAAAUCCAUUCAUAGCAUGUCAACCAAUAAUUGAACAACCACCUCGUCCAGCUCCAGUUCCUCGAGAUUCAUGCCAACCAUCACCAUGCGGCUUCAAUGCCAAGUGUGAACGACAAAACGAUGAUGGUUAUAAAUGCACCUGUUUGCCUGAAUUCCUAGGAGUUCCACCAAAUUGUCAUCCCGAAUGUGUUACCAACGCUGAAUGUCCCUCGAAUAAGGCAUGCAUCGAUCAAAAAUGUGCAGAUCCAUGUCCGGGAUCUUGUGGGUCUCAAGCAGAAUGCAAAGUGAUCAGUCACUCUGCAAUGUGCUAUUGUCCACAAGGUAUGACAGGUGAUCCAUUUGCUGCAUGCAUUCGACAACAAGAUCCACCAACAGAAAUUGCUGUACCAUGCAGUCCAUCUCCGUGUGGACCAAAUGCCAUUUGUAGACCUAGAAAUGGCAUCAGUCAUUGUCAGUGUUUGCCAGAUUAUUAUGGCAAUCCUUACGAUGUCUGUCGUCCCGAAUGUACUAAGAAUUCUGAUUGUCCAGCUGAUAAGAGUUGCCAGGGUAAUAAGUGCAGAGAUCCUUGUCCGGGAACUUGUGGUCAGGAUGCUUAUUGUCGAGUUAUCAAUCAUGUUCCAAAUUGUGAAUGCGACUUUGGAUACAUUGGAAAUCCAUAUAUUGUUUGUAGGAGACCACCUGCUGCACAAAUAACUACGCAAUACGUAAAUCCAUGUCAACCAUCACCUUGUGGACCGAAUAGCCAGUGUCGCGAAGUCAAUCAACAAGCUAUUUGCGCCUGUCUAGCCGAUUAUGUGGGAAGUCCACCACUUUGCCGCCCUGAAUGUGUCAUCAGUUCUGAGUGUCCAAGUGACAAGGCUUGUAUUAAUCAAAAAUGCGCCGAUCCAUGUCCUGGAUCUUGUGGAAUUAAUGCUGACUGUCAUGUUCGUCAACACAGUCCAAUAUGUUCGUGCAAGCCGGGCUUAACUGGAGAACCGUUCACUCGAUGCUAUCCAAUACCACCUCCACCACCUGAGCCAGUUCGAGUAAUAAACGUCUGCAGUCCAUCAACAUGUGGACCAUAUUCUCACUGUCGGGAGAUCAACAAUUCACCAUCAUGUACAUGUCUUCCAAAUUACCUCGGAUCACCACCAUAUUGCCGGCCAGAGUGUACCAUUCACUCAGAGUGUCCCAGCAAUUUAGCAUGUCUGAACGAAAAAUGUCGCGAUCCAUGUCCGGGUUCGUGUGGAUUCGAUGCCAUUUGUAAUGUCAUCAAUCACACACCAAGCUGUUCAUGUCUGGAAGGUUAUAUUGGAAAUCCAUUCACAAGUUGUCGUCGAGCUCCACCACCACCGCCACCUGUUAUAUUGAAAACUCCAGUCGAUCCAUGCAUUCCAUCGCCAUGUGGUCCUAACACCGUUUGCAAUGAUGGACAAUGUUCAUGUAUUCCAGAGUAUCAUGGAAAUCCAGCUAUCGGUUGUCGCCCAGAAUGUGUGCUGAAUAGUGACUGUGCAAGAGAUCGUGCUUGUAUUCGAAAUAAAUGCACUGAUCCUUGUCCAGGUACUUGUGGAACGAACGCUCUUUGCGAAGUGACCAAUCAUAUUCCAAUGUGUCGAUGCCCAGAGAAAAUGACUGGUAACGCUUUUGUUUUGUGUGAACUGGUUCGAGAUGAACCGCCAAGAAAUCCUUGCCAACCAUCACCAUGUGGACCGAAUAGUCAGUGCAUUGAACGCAAUGGCAAUGCUAUAUGUUCAUGUGUAACUGGUUACUUUGGAAGUCCACCAAAUUGUCGACUUGAGUGUUAUACCAGUUCAGAUUGUAGCCAAUCUACAGCUUGUAUCAAUAAUCGAUGUGUAAAUCCUUGCCCAGGUCAAUGUGGUCUUAAUGCCAUUUGCCAGGUUGUCCAACAUAGAGCACACUGUGAGUGUUCGCCUGGUUAUGUGGGUAAUCCCUAUAACCUUUGCAAUAGAAUAGAAUACCGUCAACCAUCACCACCACCUCUUAAGAUCAAUCCUUGCCUGCCAUCGCCAUGUGGACUCUAUUCUGAGUGCCGCAGUGAUAACGAUCAAGCUAGAUGUACUUGUUUACCCGAAUAUAUAGGCCAACCACCCCAUUGUCGCCCUGAAUGUAGCAGCAACGACGAUUGUUCCAAUAACUUAGCAUGCAUCAAUCAAAAGUGCCGCGAUCCAUGUCCUGGAUCGUGUGGAUUGAACGCCCAAUGUAUAGUCACGCUACACAUACCGCAUUGUGUAUGCCAAGCGGGACUUACUGGGGAUCCGUUCUAUCGUUGCACAGAUAUACCAAAACCACCACCAACACCAAAGGAACCCAAGAAUCCAUGUUAUCCAUCACCUUGUGGAAUCAAUUCCGAAUGUCAAGUUAGAGGUGACAGUUACACUUGUGUGUGUGUAAACGAUUAUAUUGGCAAUCCUUAUGAAGGCUGUCGACCAGAAUGUGUUGGAAAUUCAGAAUGUUCGGCUAACCGAGCUUGUAUACGUUACAAGUGUGUUGAUCCUUGUCCAGGAACUUGCGGCAUUGAAGCCAUCUGUACAAUCCAUAAUCAUAUUCCAGUGUGCUCAUGUCCAGCUGGAAUGACAGGUGAUGCUUUUAGACAAUGUACGCCAGUUGUACGUAAGGAAGAACCAGCAAAAACCGCCGAUCCAUGUUAUCCAAGUCCAUGUGGAACGAAUUCUGUAUGCAAAACUGUACGAGGAAAUGCUGUAUGUGAAUGUCUGCCAGGAUACUUUGGAAAUCCAAUUGGACAAGGCUGCCGACCAGAAUGUACACUCAGUUCGGAUUGUGCCAAGAGUCUUGCUUGUGUUAAUGCCAAGUGUGUCGAUCCAUGUCCAGGAGUUUGUGGAUAUGGAGCACAAUGUCAAGUGGUCAAUCAUAAUCCAAUCUGUUCGUGCCCAAGUACGAUGGUUGGUAAUCCAUUUGUGGAAUGCCAUACGCCAACUGUCAAGGAACCAGUUGAUCCUUGUAAUCCAUCACCGUGCCGAAGCAAUGGAAACUGUCGGGUGAUUAAUGGUGCUGCAACAUGCACAUACCCUGAGUGUGUGACAAAUGAAGAAUGUGCCAGAGAUCGAGCAUGUGUCAACCAGAAAUGCCGUGAUCCUUGUAUAAACGCCUGUGGAGUUAAUGCCAUUUGCAGUGCCAUCAAUCAUAAGGCACUUUGUACCUGUCCAACUGGAUAUUAUGGAUCUCCAUACAACCAGUGUUCACCACAAGUAGAUGUCGUGGUCGUGCCACAACCAGAAUGUACAUCAGACAAUGACUGCUCUAAUGACAAGGCCUGUAUCAACCAGGAAUGUAAGAAUCCUUGUGAGCAAGCCAAUAUCUGCGGACAAAAUGCCAAGUGUCAUGUACAAUUACAUCGUCCAUUGUGUGUCUGCAACGAAGGUUACACCGGUAACGCACAGACAUUCUGCCAUGUAGUAGGAUGCAGAUCAGAUGAUGAGUGUCCAGCAAAUGAGGCAUGCAUCAAUAAACAAUGUACCGAUCCUUGUCUAUACACUCAGUGUGGAACUUUGGCAACUUGCAGAGCUGAUUACAACCAUAAGGCCCGUUGUUACUGCCCUGAGGGAUACCGCGGUAAUCCUCAAGUUCAAUGCAUAAGACCAGAAUGUACACGCGACAAUGAUUGCGCCUUCCAUUUGGCCUGUCUCAACGAACGCUGUGAAGAUCCAUGCAACUGCGGCGCUGGCGCCCAAUGCCGAGUCGAUAAUCAUCGUGCUUUAUGCAGAUGUCCACCAGGUUAUACCGGAAAUCCAACACAACAAUGUACGAUUGUUAUUCAAAAGGUACAACCACAAUGUACUGUGGAUGCUGAUUGUCCUAGCAAGCAUGCUUGCUUCUCUGGAGAAUGCAAGAAUCCAUGCGUGGUUACCAAACCAUGUGGAACGAACGCUAUAUGUUCCGUUGUGGAUACACUUCCACUGCGUACUAUGAUGUGUCAAUGUGAACCUGGAUACAUUGGUGAUGCCGAUGUUGGAUGUAGAAAAGAACCCCAAAAAGAUAAUGGAUGUAGAUCACAUGAUGAUUGUGCCGAUACUGAAGCUUGCCGAAAUGGAGAUUGUAUGAAUCCAUGUUUGGAUGGUACACCAUGUGCCAGAACUGCUGAAUGCUUGGCACAAAGACAUCGUGCUGUGUGCACAUGUCCAAGCGGUCUGCUGGGUGAUCCAUUCGUCAAUUGCUAUGAGGAACCGAAGACUGUUAUUGCGGGAUGUACCCAUGAUUCAGAUUGUGCUCCAUCAACAGCUUGUAUUAAUAGACGUUGUCAAGAUCCAUGCGCCGAGGGUAAUCCAUGUGCUGGAAAUGCUGAAUGUCGGGUAUCCAACUUUAGACCGUUGUGCUACUGUCCAGCAGGAUGGGUUGGAGAUCCACAAGUUCAGUGUUACAAACCUGAAUGUAAAACAAACUCAGAAUGUCCAUAUGACAAGGCUUGCAUCAACGAAAACUGUGUCAAUCCAUGCACAUUCGGUUCAGUUCGAUGUGGAAGUGGCGCCCAAUGCCAACCACAAAAUCAUCAAGCUGUAUGCGUGUGCCCAGCAGGAACUCAGGGUAAUCCCUUCGUUUCCUGUAUUGCUGGCCACUGUCAAUACAACGAUGAUUGUGCCGAUCAUGAGGCUUGUGACCGUUUGAACCGCGUCUGUCGACCAGUUUGUGAUGAAGAUACCUGCGCACAAAGUGCUAUUUGUACUGGACGUCGCCAUCAACCACAGUGUGAAUGCCGUCAAGGAAUGACUGGAAAUCCAUUUGUGGAAUGUAUUGGCAUCAAGGAACCACCAAAACCACCGAAACCAGAGUGUGAAGUUGACUCGGAUUGUCCAACUCAAUUGGCCUGCAUGAAUAAUCGCUGUGCUAAUCCAUGUGCUGUUCCGAAUGUCUGUACACCACAACAAACAUGUACCGUCUUGGAUACACUGCCAUUGAGAACUAUGAUUUGCAAGUGUCCAAGCGAUAUGGUUACAGAUAAUUCAAGGAAUUGUGUACCAAUUAAGCACGAUGUUAUAUCAGGAUGUCAAGUUAAUGAAGAAUGUGCCAAUUCGGAGGUUUGCCAGCGUGGACAGUGUAUUGAAGCUUGUCGAUUGGAUCGUUGCGGUUUGAACGCACAGUGUAGAUCCAGAGAUCAUUAUGCACAGUGUACCUGUCCAAUAGGCUAUGAAGGCAACCCUAGGGUUGAAUGCAGUCCUAUCGCUGGAAAGACACCAACAAGACCACCAACUGCUGAAUGCUUCAGCGAUGAAGAUUGCGCAAGUGAUCAGAGAUGUCGUAACGAACGCUGUAUUAAUCCAUGCUCGGAAGAUCCAUGUGGACGAGGAGCCUAUUGCCAUGUUGAAAAUCGUACACCAAUAUGCAGAUGUCCUACAGGAUACAGUGGUGACGCACGAGUUGCAUGCAUUCCACCAACGGAAGUAUCAACAGUUGGCUGUAAAUCCAACUCAGAUUGUGCAACCAGCGAAUCAUGUGUCAAUGAACAAUGUGUCAAUCCAUGCAACUGUGGAAACAAUGCUGAAUGUGUUGUAAGGAACCAUCAUCCUGUAUGUUAUUGCAAGGCUGGCUUCUCUGGAAAUGCCCAAUAUGGAUGUGUUCAAGUCGGAUGUUCAUCCGAUGAUGAAUGUUCGUUGGACAAACAAUGUGUGAAUAGGGAAUGUGUCAAUCCAUGUUUGUUAUCUGAUCCAUGUGCGCUGAAUGCUGAAUGUUUCGGAAGAAAUCAUCGGGCCACGUGUAGAUGUCCACAAGGACUUGAAGGUGAUCCGUUUACACGAUGCUUACGAGUUGAAUGUCGAUCGGAUUAUGAUUGCGCAUCGAAUCAAGCAUGUGUGGCUAAUCAAUGUAUCAAUCCUUGUUUGGACAAUCCAUGCGCUCAGAAUGCUCUUUGUACUGCCAUCAAUCAUGCUGCUGUUUGCAGAUGUCCUGAUACAGCACCACUUGGUAAUCCAUUCUCGUAUUGUGAACGACGAGCUGUCGAACCACAAUGUGUCAAUGAUCCAGAUUGUCCAAGUCGCAUGGCUUGCAUCGACAACAAGUGCAAGAAUCCAUGUAUUGAGCUAUCGCCUUGUGCCAGUUCAGCCAGGUGUAGCGUUCUAGACAGUGUACCAGUUCGAACAAUGGUUUGUGUAUGCCCUGAGUCACAUGUUCCAGAUGCUCGUGGAGAGUGUAAACCAAUCAUACUACAAACACCACCAGGCUGUACUGGAGACAAUGAUUGUCCAGAAAGUGAAGCUUGUGUUAAUCGUCAAUGCCGUAAUCCAUGCAAUUGUGGAACGAAUGCCAUAUGUAACGUCCAAAACCACCGAGCUAUAUGCUCGUGUCAAGAUGGCUUCGAUGGAAAUCCCUAUGCAACGUGUAGAAGCAUUGGUUGUCGUGUGAAUGGUGAAUGCGAUUCAGGAAAAGCUUGUAUCAAUGGAAACUGUGUUAGUCCAUGCUUGGUGAAUGAUCCUUGUGGAAUUAAUGCUGAAUGCUAUGUACAAGGAAAUGAAGCUUUAUGUCGCUGCAUGUCAGGAUACAGAGGAAACGCAUACGAACGUUGUCGUGUAAUUGGCUGUCGCACAAACAGUGACUGUCCAUCAGAUAAGAUGUGUAUCAACGAACAAUGUGUCAAUCCAUGUAUUUAUGACAAUCCAUGCUCAUCAAGAGCUGAAUGUAAGCCACAGAAUCACAUUGCAAUUUGUCGCUGUCCAAGUGGAUUUAUGGGAAAUCCUUACAUCGAUUGUCAACCAGAUGUCACUCCGGAAUGUACAUUUGACACAGAUUGCCCAUCAAGAUUGGCGUGCAUCAAUAACGAAUGCCAGGAUCCAUGCUCUGUGCUGGAACCAUGUAACCGACCAGCUCGCUGCGAAGUCACACCAACAUCACCGGUUAGAACAAUGAUUUGCAUAUGUCCCGAUGGAUAUAUUAGCUCGGGAAGUGGAACAUGUAAGCCUACAAAGGCUGUUGUCACAAUUACCGGCGGAUGUAUUUCCGAUUCAGACUGUCCAACAGAAAAGGCCUGCAUAAGUGGAGUCUGUAAAGAUCCAUGCAGAUGUGGACUUAAUGCUGAAUGCCGAAUUAAGGAUCACAAACCAGUUUGUACGUGCCGUCAAGGUUUCGAGGGUAAUCCAGAAUUCGAGUGCUCAAAGGUUGAAUGUCUGUCAGAUAGUGCUUGUCCAUCAACGCACAGCUGUCUAAACGGUUUGUGUAUCCCAGCUUGUCAAGAAAAACAAUGUGGAAAGAACUCGGAAUGCAUAGCUCUUAAUCACAGAGCAAUCUGUGAAUGUGCCCCAGGAUUUGGAGGAAAUGCUCGAGUUGCAUGUGUUCCAGUUGGAUGUCGCACCGAUGGUGAAUGUCCAAGUGAUAAGGCAUGUGUGAACGGCAAGUGCCAGAAUCCAUGUGACACAACAGCUGCAUGCGCUAUUGACGAAAUUUGCAAGGUCUAUCAACAUCGACCACAAUGUGCUUGUCCACCAGGAACGAUAUCCCGGAAGAACGGUUGCGUGAUUGAACGAUCAGAUUUGUGUGUCUACGAUGGAGAAUGUCCAACUCAAACGGCUUGCAUUAAUGGAGAAUGUGUGAAUCCAUGUAACGCAACAACACCAUGUGGAGUUAAUGCCAAUUGCCGGGUUUUGGACACAGUUCCAGUUAGAACCAUGAUUUGUGAGUGUUUAGAAGGAUACACCGGAAAUGCAGCAGUUCAAUGUGAUAAACGAUCCCUUUGCGUUAUCGAGAAGGGCUUCGUUCGAGACAUCAACGGACAGUGUAUCUGUCCGCCAGGAACUGCUCUUGACGUUUAUGAAUACUGCACGCCAUGUGUUGUCGAAAACGGUUUCAAGAUCGAUGAAACGGGACAUUGCGUGUGUGCGCUCGAACGUGGAAUGGUCAUUGACGAACGCGGACGUUGCAUUUGUCCAACCGAAUAUGGCUACCGCCUGACAAAGGACGGUGAAUGCGUGCCGACCAUUCAAGCUGAAUGUCAAACCGAUGACGAAUGUGCUGACAACCGUUAUUGUAAUACCGAAACAAAGACCUGCGAAGACGCAUGUCUAACAAAGACUUGCGGAAUUAACGCUUUCUGCAAUACAAUCAAUCACAAGGCAGUAUGUCAAUGUAACGUUGGUUACACCGGAAAUGCCGAUGAAUUCUGCAAUCAUACCAACUUCCGUACAGACUUCCCACGUCCUGAAAUGAUUGUUAGCUGUUUAGCUGACGGAGUUCAGGUGCAAAUUCAUCUACCUGAACCAGGUUUUAAUGGAGUUCUUUAUGUAAAAGGACACAGCAAGGAUGAAGACUGUCGUAGAGUAGUGAAUUUGUCUGGUGAAUCUGCUCCAAGAAAUGAAAUAUUCAAGGUUCAUUUCGGAAGUUGUGGCUUGAUGCAUGUCAAUGGAAUAGCCAGUUUUGUACUGGUUAUCCAGAAGCAUCCAAAACUUGUCACUUACAAGGCUCAAGCAUACAACAUCAAGUGUGUCUAUCAAACGGGAGAGAAGAAUGUGACACUUGGUUUCAAUGUGUCAAUGUUGACAACAGCUGGUACAAUUGCCAAUACAGGUCCACCACCAAUCUGUCAAAUGAGAAUUAUCACUCAUAAUGGACAAGAGAUUAAUUCAGCAGAAAUCGGUGAUAAUUUGAUGCUGCAAGUUGAUGUUGAACCGUCAACUAUCUAUGGAGGUUUUGCACGAAGUUGUAUAGCCAAAACAAUGGAAGAUAAUGUCGAAAAUGAAUAUAUUGUCACAGAUGAAAAUGGUUGCGCUACAGAUCCAACAAUAUUCGGUGAAUGGGAAUAUAACCCAGAUACGAAUAGUUUGUUGGCCAGCUUUAAUGCAUUCAAAUUCCCUUCAAGUGAUAAUAUACGCUUCCAGUGUAAUAUUAGAGUAUGCUUUGGCAAAUGUCAACCUGUCAAUUGCCGAGGCUAUAAUGCCUUUGGUAGAAGAAGACGUCGUGCCAUUGCUGAUAAUUCAACAUCAACAACGGCAGUGGCCAGUGCCAAUGGUGGCAUGGAGGGUACACUGCGUGAAGAAAUCACAAUACAAUCGAAUGCCAUUUUGACAUUUGAAAAACGUGAAGGUGGUUCCAGUGAUUCAAGCAUCAAACCUGCUGCCCAGCGUGUAGAAGACAUUUGUGUCUCAAUGGUUGGUCUCAUCAUAGCUCUAGUGAUAACAGCGCUAUUAGCUUUAGUAGCUGUUGCAGUAGCUGUAUCAUGUUGGCUAAUGGCAUAUAGAAGACGACCAAAAACAGUUGGUCCAUUGCCACAUCCGCCAGAGUUUCCAAAUCCCCUCUUUACAAAUCCAGAGGCGAUACCAGAACCAACACCUGACUAUUUAUCGUAAGAAUUAAAAUUUUAAUUUAUAAAAAAAUUUAGUUAAAACAAAAAAAAAUAAGGUGCUUGCACUAAGUUUCAAAAAAAAAAAAAUCAACAACCAAACGUAACAUAAAAUUAAAAAAUGAAAAACCUUAGAUUUAAGUAAAAUAAAAAAAAAAAAAAACUGAAAUAUUGUAAAAAAAAAUGUGCAAAAAGACGCACUGUGUGUAUAUUUUAAAAACGAAAAAUCAAAUGCUUUAAUGAAAUGAUAAGAAGCAAACUCUCAAAUGAAGAAAAGAAUGUGUCAAAGUUUCUGAAACUAACAAAAAAAAAUAACUAAAAAUAAAAAAAAAAAAUUUUUUUAAUGAAAAAUGUAUAAAAUAUUAAAUAUUUUGUGUAGCUUUAAAAAAUGGCUUUGCUUUUAUCAGAAAAUUGUUGACAAAAAAUAGGGAACCAUAAAAAAAACUAUAGGAUUAUAGGGAAACUCUCUUGUAAAUCCGGCUGGAAGGACCCAAUUUAGAUAAAAUCAAAAUCAUUUUAGAAGAAAAAUCAAAUUCUAUGAAAAAUUACUUCAUCCAUGCUCAUGAGAUUAUCAACCAAGUGUGCCGAAAAAAAACAAGCGAAAACAAACUGCCAAAGUCGUAUUUAAACAAACAAAAAAACAUAAUCAUUAAAAAUGGCACUGAGAUGAGCUUUGAAUUUAUAGGAAGAUUUUUUUAUAGGAAAUUGAUAUUCAGCGACUUCUCCUCCGUUGGUCGAAAUUAUAGGAUAUAAUUUAUUCUCAAAAAGGGCUAAGAGAAAAUCACAAAUUAAAUAAAAGAAACUGCCCAAAGACCCUGUUCUUUAUGGUAAAAGGUGUUUUUCCUUCUAUAAAAUAAAAACUAUAAAAAAUAAACUGCCUAUAAAAAAGAAGAUGAAAAAAGAACUUAAAAUUAAGUCAAAAUUUAGAGGUACUUUUUGUGCAAUUAUAACAAUACUCCUGCCACGUAGUAUUUAGUAGUAGAAAAAGUUACUCGAAAUUAUAAAUAACCAAGCGGACUGCCCCCUAAGUUUUUGGAGAAAUGCAAAAUUUUGUAUUAUAAUAAUAUGUAAGCACUGUGGACUACUUAAUCGUAAUCGGAAGUCUUCACUCGAAUAAAAAAUUUAAAAAAAAAACACGUCCCAGAUAUUUUGCAAAGCAAAAAUAAAAAAAAAAUUAUUUUUUUUAUAGGAAACUCUAUUUAGUUUAAAAAAAAACGACGAUUAACGGAGGAUUUGAUAAUUAAUUUUAUUAUUAAUAAAUAACCUACUUAACAAUUUAGUUAGAUUAACAAUUUUUUUCUUUAAUUUAAAUUAAUAUUUUUAUUUUAGUCAAAGAAAUAACUACUCUUUGUACAUUUUUAAUAUAAAAUAAAAAUUUGUUGUGAUUAUUUAAAAAAGAAAAAUAAAUUAUAGGAAAAAAACACAUACAACGAACAAAACGAAUAAUAGUGAGUUUAGGGCAAAAUUAUCAUUAUCAACUGAUUUUUAGUUCUUUGCAGCGAAAUUUAAGAACUAUUAUCAGUUGAUCUUGUAUAGAUUUUACUUAGGACCACUCCUUCGUUACAAAAAUAAAAA
Messenger RNA from Episyrphus balteatus (marmalade hoverfly), 56377 nucleotides. RefSeq lists its product as uncharacterized. Bases 222 to 54809 code for a protein of 18195 amino acids. Gene Ontology annotation, cellular component: nucleus. Gene Ontology annotation, molecular function: calcium ion binding; zinc ion binding. The transcript has 94 exons. The record is from RefSeq and is a predicted model, not a curated record. Lineage: Eukaryota; Metazoa; Arthropoda; Insecta; Diptera; Syrphidae.